AUGAUCCGUCCUUUACAGGAAGAAGUGCGAUCUCUCCUUAGGUCUGGAGUGGCAAUAACUAACUUGACUCAAUGCGUAGAAGAACUUGUUUUGAACAGCAUUGACGCCGGAGCUUCUAACAUCACAUUGCGAGUAGAUAUUCCAAAUUUGAAGAUCCAGGUCUCGGAUAAUGGAUGUGGUAUCACGUUUGGAGAUCUGAAACUUGCUGGCGAGAGAUAUUCGAGCAGUAAAUGCCACGUCCUCAAAGACCUAGAUCAGUUGACCUUUUACGGAUUCAGAGGAGAAGCUUUGGCAAGCUUGCGCGAGAUCUGUGAUGUGUUGGAAAUAGUUACUCGCCACAGAUCUUCUUAUCAAACUUACUGUAAACUCUUUCGAAACGCACAAGUUUUGGACCUCGCUGAAUCCAGAUUCCCAAGGACUCAAUCUGGAACAACUGUCACGCUUCACAACAUUUUUGCUAAUCUCCCUGUAAGGCGUAAAUCAAUCACUGAAGUACUCGACUUUGAACGAGUUAGGCACAGAAUUGCUUCUAUUGCUCUCGUUCACCCCAAGACCGCAUUUCUGUUGAUAAACGACUCAUCAGGGACAAAAUGUCUUCAAACGCAUGUUUGCAAGUCAUCUGUCUCCACGUUUUCCCAGCUGUUUGGUAACUACAGAUCCAAGGGUCUGCAGCAAGUGUGUUUUGAGCACAAGGAUUUCAAAGUGUCUGGUUUUAUUUCAACUGAUACACAUCACAGUAAAAGCUUGCAGUUUGUGUUUGUGAACAACCGUCUUGUACUCAAGACAAAGAUUCACAAACUCAUUAAUAGCAUUCUUGGAAAAUCAGAGCUAUUAAAAAAACUCACUGCUUCUGAAGUAAGCAGUUCUGAACCAGAGGGCCCUUUGACUAAAGUAACCAGCCCUCAGAAUGCAAAGUCCUCUGACAAUCAUGGUAUAUUUUUUCUUAAUGUAGAGUGUCUGGUCACAGAAUAUGACAUUUGUUUGGAGCCAGUGAAAACUCUGAUUGAAUUUCAAGACUGGGAAAGUGUUCUUUUUUGUGUUGAGAAAUGCAUCAAGGACUUCCUGACAAAAAACAGUUUCAGUUUGGACCCUGAACAAGCAGAUUCUGGAGAAAAUAAAGAUAGCCAAGAAGAGGAGUCAUGUACCAGAAGUCUUGAGGCUUUUGAGUACAGAAGGGAGAUUAAGACCAGCAAUGUAAGGAGAAGUCUACAUUCUUCAACUGUGUUUAGGCCAAGAAAGACUGAAAUGGGACAAAAUGUGGGUAAGGAAGACCAAACCAACCUUCAAAAUGGACCUAUAGUUUCACAUGAGUCUGAUCAAAAUCACCGAGACAAGAAUUUGAGUGAUACAGUGGGAUUACAUUCUUCGUUGUGUGUAUCUGUGUGUCCAAGUUGUUCAGAUUCCAAAUCUGAUCCACAAGAUGAGUUCUUCCACAUGUUGGAAGGAUCUGCAUCUUCGAUGGACAUGACAACAACUGCUGCCAAAUGUUUCUCAUCAGAUGCAGCUGAAUUUAAAAAUAAACAUUGCGAUAAGAAUCAAGGAGACCAAGUCAGUAAGAGUGAAUUUAAUAACACUGGCAAAGCUAACCAUACAUGUAUCAGAAAAACAGUAUCAACCAACAUAGUUCAUAGUUCUAACCAUUCUUGUUCAUCUCAGUCAGUUGGAAGUUAUUGUUUUCAUAAUUUUCAGGAGACUUUCAAUUGUCAGUCUGGUAUUGACAGUUCCCAGCAUUCAGAGAGAAAUAUGUUGAAUGUGCCAGAGAGUCACAGUAACAAUAAUGCAUAUAAUUCUGGAGAAUUUUCUCAAAAUAGAAAAGCCUCUGGUUUAUAUUUGUCCUUGGACAAGAAGGAGAAUUCACAAGCUACAAAUAGUGGAUCAGAUAUGGUUUGUUCUUUUCAGUCUUCCCAUUCAAAACCAAGAACCACAGAAACACCCAGCACCACAUCAACCAGACAAAAAACUAAAGUAAUUCCAACAUUUACAUCUCCACGCCCUAUAACAUUAUCAGGAGUUUACGCAAGGAAGAGAUCUCAGGGAAGUAGUGAAGCUUCUGCAAUAAACCUUGGGCUUCUAUCCAAGAAUAGGAAACUCAUCUCACUACAAGGUAGCUGCAAGAGAAGGGGCAAGAAUAACAGAGAUUUAGCAGGACAAUCCAUUAACGCUAACAUCCGCGAAUGUAAUGAACAGAGUCUUAAGCACUGUGACUUACCAAAAACAGUGAAUAAAGGUGAAGACUCAAAUAUAUUGACUUCCAACAGUGAUGGCAUGUCUGGGACUGCAAUGGACCAAGACUUGACCACUAAGAUUGGUGUUAAUAACAAUGAUUCUGUUUCCCUGGUGUCUGCGUCAGUUCAAAAGACUUCUGGUCCUGCUAUUUCUGUCCUUUCAGAACAAACAGCUGCUGGUGAUUCCAUGCACCAGGUUUGUGAUCUCAGUUUAGAUGGCAAAUGUAAGCAGCCUCAGAAAGAAAACAGCAGCGACUCUGUAAUACUCUCAGACCAUAAUGUCAGGAAACGUGACUGUUUCACAGACAGGUGUACAGAGCUUUUGUGUUCUUCAGCUGAAAAGAAAGCUGAAGAGAAAGAGGUUUCUGUGGAGCAGUCAAAACAAUGCUCAGCUUCAUCAAAUGUAAAAACCAGUGUAGCCACAAGGAACCAAAGUAACAACCAGGGAAAAGAAUCUUAUUUGAACAAUGAGUGGUAUUGUACAUUUGAUGCAUCUCUUGAGAGAAAUCUCUUCAUCAAUAACCGGACGGGACACUCCUUCUUUGUACCUCCCACUGAUUUUUAUUUUGUUCAAGAUGAUUGCAGUGAAAUGUCUGGAGCAGAAGAUCUGGAAGUUGCAAAUGACUACAGGCAGCACAUUCCACACCCAGUGGCCUCUCACUUGUCAUUUUCUUGUACCCCUUGGCUGCCGAGAGAACGUCGAAGACAGCAAAUGCCUUCCUGUGAUGAUGAAGACAAGGAGUUUCCUAAAGGUAAUUAAUUUUUUAGGGAGUUUUUUCGCAACCACAUUUAUUAUGCCAUUACUAAUCACAGCAGGAGUAGCUCACUUGGUAAAGACUGCUUGACUAAUAAUUAUUUGUAUUCUUCAUACAGUAGAACCUCCCAUAAGCAACCACCCAAAUUGUGUAGUUCCAUGUUGUCGCUAAAAGCUCUUGAUAUACACCGAGUGGUGUAGUACAAACAGCAAAAAAAUGGCAAUUAAAAGAUUAAAGAUAAAGAUAACAACCAUGGAAAACUAUAAAACUGUCGGGCCAAAAAUGGUCACAGUCACUUACAGCUGUGUAUGAGAGGUGGUCAUUCAUGAUAGGUUCUUAUUACAGGGUUGAGUGGUAAAAUUCAGGUGCUUUGGAUAGGUGGUUAUGGGAGGUGCUUAAACAAGGAGAUUUGGCCGUUAAGCUUCAACCACUCAAAGCUGGGAAUUUGAAAAGCGACCGGCUCCCCUGAAUUUAUCUGAUUGAGAUUGAUACUAUCGGCUCUGCCUGAAUCACUUGUGGACCACUUUGACAUUUUGGCGUCCGGCAAGACUGACUACCAUUGUAAGGUUAAAGAGACCUUAUUUUAUUCAGGAUUUGUAGCCAGCAUUGAAUGCCAAUGUCAGCAGUGAAAAGCUUUUACUUUAUUAGUAUAGCUUUUCCAUUAUUCAUUUCAUUUCACAGACAGUUUCCAUUUUGAAAGGUCUUAAAUUUCUACUGCAGAUGUUUUCUGUCUAGGUUCCAGACCCCCAUUGAUACAGUAUGAAUAGCUUCCCAAAAAUUAUGUGACUAGCAUACGAAACGUCAAGUUCUUAAAAUGCACGUUUUUAAAAUGUUUAUCACCGCUGUUUGUUUUAUAUUUUUAAUCAAGCUACGAUGGCCGAAGACCAGGAGUGUAUAAUAACUAGUUAAUACUAGUGUGUUUCAUCUCUGGAAAAUUAUCGAAAGGGGAGGGGGGGUCUGAAAAAAAUUGCACAAUGAAUAGGGGGGCAAUCAUAGCAUUCACACUCAUACACCAGCCCCCUCACACUCUCUAAUUAUUGACUGAUCUCUCCAGACAAUCGAACCGCAAUUCAGCAAUGCAAAUACUAACGGUUAGCUGUAACUACGCCUUAUUUAGUAAACGUUUGAAAUCUAACACAAAAUCGCCAAAAUAUUAUUUAUUCUUCUGUUUUUUUAGCUAUUUGAUUCAUCAAUAUAUCACUAAGGGAAGUAAUACGUCAAUUAUUCUGGCUCCAAAAAAGCGGGCAUGCCGUCGCGGUACAUCAAUCAAGUCCAAUAACUAAGCAAAUGGUUUCGAGUUACUCUGUUUUCUUUUAUUCAUUUGCACCAGCCUCAUCAGAUACCACAUUUUAAUUAAUACACCAUAUACUCUAAAGCUACAUGAUGCAGUAUACUUAAUUUACACUUACUUUAUCCGCAGCACAACCAUACCUAACUUUCUAACACGUGCGCAAUGACGCAGCACUACUGACUGUUCACUUCACAAUAAUACCCAUAAUGCUGCGGGGUAGAGUCAACACUACAAGCUGCGAAUAGCCCUGACUCUUGAUUGAAAUAUUUCCCCACGGGACAAGCCGGGACAUCUGAGUCCCUAAAUGCAUGGUGCUUAUGCUUUUUGGCCUUUUUCAAAGAGCGCUUUCUUCCCUGACUGGACCUAAUGUUUGAAUCUUUUCUCUUUCUGCAUAGUUGAAGCUUAGCUUGGAGAUACAAUUUGGUUUCCGGAGCAGGUUUAGGGGCAUUGCCAAUGUUUUGGUCAAGUUUUAUAAGCCAUGGACUGUAGAUUGAAGGAUAAGCACCCAAAUUAUUGUUGAGCUCCCCCCUACUUUGAACACAAAUGCCUUUAGGUCCUGGGGAGCAGACAAGGUAAGGGUUUUUCUCCGAGUUGCAGUUGCCCCUAUAAUUUUCUUUGUAUUCAAAGACAUACUGUGUUCGUGAGCGGGGCCGUAGUUCGUAUUUCACUUGUCCUGAAACGGGGUAGAUUGGGGCUGACCCCGCAGGAGUGACUUCUACCCGUACGUUUCUGCUUAACUGGUAGUUAUCAUUUGUAAUGAGAUAGACCUCAAAAAGCUUAACAAAAAGGGCACUGUCUUCAUCCCUGGAGGAGAUUUGGCCGUUACGCUUCAACCACUCAAAGCUGGGAAUUUGAAAAGCAAUCGGUUCCCCUGAAUUUAUCUGAUUGAGAUUGAUACUAUCGGCUCUGCCUGAAUCACUUGUGGGAAUUUUCAAGUCAACAUUAACUACGUCGCAAGAAGGAGGGUUAUAACUAAGUGCCUCGUCAAUAUGGUUAGUAUCCAUUGUACUUAAGGCGUUAGUGCAUUGAUUGGACUCUAUCCCUGCGUUAACAUAGGUCACAUAAUUACAAUAUUGAGAUAGGAUGAGAAGCAAAUGGAACUGAGAUAUUACAUAUGUGGAUAAAGCCAUUUGUUCGAGCGCAAGUUGAGCUUCGGCGGACUCCGCUAGCUGUCCCUCCAAAUCCUGGAAGCCUUGCUCUAGACCUUUUGCCGCUUGCAUUGAUGUAUAUGCCCGGACCGUUGCCGUCAAACUGUCCAUCAACUCAAAUUGGUAGUCAAACCGAUUGCUAAGGGUUUGCGCAAGUUGAGGUACAGCGAUUUUGAGUUUAAAAAGGUGGUUUCCUACGAAAAUGUACGUUGCACCAACAAUGGCCUCUUUUGUCUCCACGGAAUCUAUCAAGGUUUCCAAAUUAUCAACUACUGCGCUCCAGGCAGCGUCUAGCUCAGCUAUUUGAGCUUCGGAGACCUGCGGUGUGUAGUCAUUAUAGCUUUUCAGAAAUUCUUCCUGUAUUUUCUUAAAUUCAUCACUACUAGUUUCUUCCGCCUCGAGCUUAGCAAGGAUUUUCUUGGUAUUUUCUAAGUGAACUCUAUUUUUCUGAAAUCCUUCUCCAAUUAUCCUGAACUUGUCUGUGGCUAUUGUUAUUUGCUCACGAAUUGCACCGCCCUUGACUGCCUCGAGCGUUGUCCUGGCAGCGGCGUCGAUACGAUCAGCCGUGUCCGCGAAGCCGCCAAAGUCUCCCCCCAUGGCUCCCAUUAUUGCCGAAAUACCCGAACCAAUGACUUUUAACCACAUAAAAGUAGCAUCAAUAGAUUUGAUUAUGGUACCCUCCAUUUGCAGCUUAGAGGUAUCAUAUUCUAGUUUUUUCUGAAGUUUUGCUACCGUUUUUCUGAAUUCGUCCAAUUUGCCGGUUAUGAAAAUUGUAUCUGCCUGGGCAAUUGCUUUGUCAAAAUUGGCAACUUUUGUGAAAUAAUCACGCAAAUGUGUGAAACGACUGCCUAUUGAUGUCUCGAAAUAUUUCUUUAUCUCUCCAGUGAACUUUUCCAACGAGCUUUGCAGCUCUAGCUUGGUAUUUUCAACUGCACCUUUGAUGCUUGAAAUUUGAAACUGGGUUAACCGGGUUUUAUGAUCGACGCUCAGAUCCAGACUUUUUGUUCUACGAUCCUUACUGCUGUACUGGUCAAGAAAAACUGCUACGUUCUCCAUGAGGAUCUUAAAACCGCAUUCCAUGCUCCUACUAAUUUUUUCAAAACUGGGGGCACAUUCAUCACUACUGGUCAGUCCCAUUUGAUUCUGGUUGGGUACUAAAUUGGCAAUAUCUUGAAGGCCAGUGAGGUCAUUUUCUCGGAUUUUGUUAUACAUGAUUUUCAGCAACUCUUUCGCAGUCUCAGCUCUCUUAAGUGCAUCGGUUUGGACAUAAAAAUGGCCUUUGGGCGUCAAUAAAAGCCAAACUAGAACAACCGCUCGCAUGCUUUGCGAUUCACUCGACUUCCAGUUGUCAUAAUUUGGCCCUAGAGCACUUCUUAGUUUUUCCAUACGUGUAAACGUCUCGGCCAAGUAGCACGUGAGUUGCUCAAAAUCAUUGUUGUAGGUGUCUGCACAAUCGCGUUUCAUACUUGCAGAAAUGGAACCGAAUUCACCGAAAUGGUGCUUAAUUUUGUUGCCAUCCUGAUUCAGGGCAUUAUCAUAGAGACUUUGGAACAUUGUCAUUAGCCGGUAGCAGAGGGUCUUAUUUCUGAGUUCAGACGCAAUGUUCAUGAUCUCAUAGACUUUAGGCUGGAGAAGAUACAACAUAGAUAGCUCCUCCCUGGUUCUAGGGGGCUGCUGACUCAUAUCCCAUGGUAUACCUUUAUGAUCUAUCAUCAACUCUGCUAACCUAUCAAAGACUAUUGCUAACUUACAUUGCAUUUUGGUAUCGUCCCUGUCCAAGCUUUCGCACUGUUUUUUCAUAAGAUCCAUCGUGCCGCUGGACUUAUAGUGGUUAAAAACCAGUUCUAAGCUAUUGAUAUUGUUUGUUUCAAUGUAGUAGAAGGAUCGAUUGAGAAUUUCUUGACCAAGUUGGUCAAGAUCAGUUUUGGCCCAGUAGAGAAGUCUGGGGUCAUUCCAUCGGAUUUUCGUAACCCAGUUUAUCUCCUGUUCUAGAGCAUCGGACAGACUGGAACAUUCGUCUGGUUUUUCAAACUUGCCGUACCACUCGUGGUGAAGUUUGUCUUUCUUCAUGUCAUGACUGUCAACGGUUUUCCUGACGACUUCUUUCGCAGCACACAGGAACUCUUUGGACCAACAUCUAUAAUCGCUAGAUUUUUUGUUCUCUUCGUAAUCAUCACAGCCUUUCCUUAAAAUGUCCAAUUUUCCAAACACCGAUGGGAUAUCACUGCAAUAAUAGAGAACGUUAUUCAGAAUCAAUAGAAGAGCUAUACAUUGAGUUAUGUAAGGCAAUCUAAUCAAGGUACACUAUUGCACCUAAUGGAAGGUAUCCACGUCUUUUUAAAAGAAAGACAGACCAGUCAAUAAAGAGUUCUCCUCGUAAGUGAUACCAUCAUCAUCAUCAACAUUUAUUAGCCUUGAUAUUAACAGAAUUUUACGGAGUACAGCGUGUUGUUAGGCAAGGAGACCUCAAGAAACCAGCAGGCUUGUAGCCGCCUCGACGUCACAAUAUGAUAAGAACUAAGAGCUGCGAAGGUGUGUGGAUAGGAUAAUUCAUUAACUAUUUCAAUAAAAACUUUACCACUUCGUUCUUAAAGAUAGGGAUGCUUGACAAGCAUGUAAUUGAUACAGGAAGACAAUUCCAGAUUUUUGGUCCUUGGUAAAGAGUUGUGAAUUUCUUGAUGUUCGUACGACAGGACUGCACUCGAUAAUUACUGGCUGUUCUUGUGUCAUAUCCAUGAAUUUGAGUGUUUGUCAUAAACAGAUUGAGAAAGAGUGGAUUAUAUUUGCGUGAAUUAUUUGACAACAUAUAUGUAAAGGAGACCUGAGUGUUUAAUGUCAUAAUGGGAAAUGCAUUGAUGUAGAGAAAGUCAUUAUAAGGAACUGGUUAUGAAAGCCGGCAAACUUCAAAGGAACAAACAAAUAUCACAAGAUUUACGUUGGAAGGCCCACGAUCCUGCACGGUCUUUUGUUUUGAGCACAUAUACCAGUUUAGCCGAAUAACGUCACCGUCACGUUUCUAUUGGUCAGUUCCUUGAGCACUAAUCAUGACCUAUUGGGUUCUGUGCAUGGUCAGGCCUAAAAAGCGACCGAAAACAUAGAACAAAGCCCUUUGUCAAGUUGUCUCUGCAUUUGUCUCUGCAUGCGUACAUGGCUAAAGCCUUGUACGGAAAGGAGAGUGCCAGUUGGUAGAAGGAAUGAAGGGAACGUCUGACAGGGAAGCGCUUGUUCGAGCCUUCCUGGGUUACCUCCUUUUAGCUUCUGCAGCAGAUGAAUUCACGUCGAAUGUGGUAGCAUCCUCGCGGAUGAUCGGAGUGCUUACGCAUGGACACCAGCCAAGAAAACUGUCAAAGUUAGGUAUCAUUAUCUUGAAUAACGAAACUCGUUGCUGUUUGGUUUGCCCAUCAUGCGUUGACAAAACUCUGUUUACCAGCAUUGCAUUAACGAUAUUUUGCUUUAGUUCUUAGAGGUUUUACCUUCCAAAACCAAAUCUGUCUAUCCAACUGUAGACUUCUCUCAGAGAAAAAUCAUUCCCAGCUUUUUGGUCCUCUUGUCUUUGUUUUUCGCAUCUUGGGUCAGUUGGAUCCCAAACUUCCUCUGAAAAACAUGAACCCAGGAAAGGCAGCAAAAGAAAAGCCAGGAACAGCAUCCUACUCUGUUAGGAAAACAAAAUAAUUUUUUUUUUAUAAUUAAUAGUCUUCCUUAACCACGCUCAAUCUAAGUACAUUCACUCUUCCUUAGAUGGUCGCAUGAUUGUGACCUUGUUUGAACGACCUUGGCGUUGUGGCAGUCGCAAUCACUUGGCGAUCAAUUUGGUUGAUGGAACCAGCACCAUCUCAGUGUAGCCAUGACGAUCAGAUGCCUCUCUUGUUUUCCUAAGUUUUUUACUUUCUUUUUAAGAAAAGGGAGGGAGCGUGGCCGAGUGGUUAGAGCGCCGGAUUUGAAAUCGGCAGGUCCCGGGUUCAAAUCCCGUUCUGACUGCUAGCUGAUGUUGUUCUCGGCAGUCCCGAGUUUGACUUCUCGGCUACGCUUGUUAAUAGCCAACUGGUCUGCCUCCCGCUAGCCUGCGUAGCAGGCGUCGAAAGGGGUAGGGGGUAGGGGAUAGGGAGGAAGGGAAAAAGGGGAGGGGGAUUGGGGAGAGGGGGAGGGGACGCCUGCUCUAAGAACCCCCUUUUGUUCAUAUCUGCGGACGCUGGCGUCCGCAAAUUCCUGAUUGGCUGAGCCGUAAUGAGUAACAUAUUGAAAUGCGCGUUUCACAAAUCAACAAACAGUCGAGAUGGCAGCGGUAGACGUGGAUGUCGUAGAGAGUGCUUUGAGAGAUGUGAAUUUAUCUAGUGGUAGAGAAACUGUUUUAAAACCAGAGCAAGAAUCAGCAGUAAGGGCUCUUUUAGCCGACAGAGAUGUUCUGGCGGUUUUGCGGACCGGAUACGGCAAGAAUUUAAUUUACCAAAUGUUUGUACGCGCGAAGAACUACGAGCUAAAUGGUAAUGCGGCGAUUCUCGUCAUUUCGCCACUGAAAAGUAUUAUCGAAGGCCAGUUGCAGGAGAUGGAAUUGUUGGGCUACCCAGCGAAAGAUUUAGCCAAUUUAUCAAGGUUCUGCGAUUAUACUGAGCAAAUGUUAUUUUAGCCGCAUGUUUCACUCAUCGAUUGACUGUAGUUAUUGUUUUCUGGUCGGCAGGAUUUGCCCUCUGAUGCAAGCGAAAUUUCUUUGACCUCUUUUGAAGCGUAAAGCUUUUUUUAUUACGGCUGAAUAAGGGUUCCAAUUUUCUCCAAAGUGCCUUCUGGAUCUGAAUAACUAAGCGAAUUUCUUUAGUCCGUGAGUGUAAUGCUUUUCUGCAAUGGCUAGUGUAGCGACACUUGAUUGACAGUAAGCGUAAUCGGAUUACUAGAAAAUUGGUAGGCGUUAUGCAAAAACAUAGGCUCUUAGAGCAGGCGCUCCCUUCCCUUUUCCCUUUCUCCCUCCCCCCUCCCCCUCCCCUUUUUGCGCCUGCCACGCAGGUUAGCCUCCCGCCAGUUGGUAUACUUAACCUGGUUAUGUUUAUCUGAAUAUUUAUUUAUCAUUGUUUGUCUACCUUGGUCCUGAAAAGACCCAAUGGGGAGUGGUUAAUAACGUAUACAUACAUGUACAAAAGUUAGUAACAAGGUAAAGUUUUGUUUGCUAUUACAAUUGUUUAAAGUUCAGUCAAAUAUUCUAAUUUUUUCCAAUGCUAAAAGAUUAUAUGACUUUUCGUACGAAUAAAUCACCGAGUUUUGUGACUAAAAUGAAUGAAUGGUCAUUUUUAGGUGCUAGUGUUAAACAAACAAAAAGGUAGAGAUAUCAAACAUUACCUUGGUGUUUAGGGGUAUAGAAUUUCUCAAUCAUUUUGAACCGUUGGAAAAUUAAUCAUAUCUCCAUGCUUUGGAAUUCGGACCUCUGAACUUUUUUUUUAAAUUUUUUUAAAUACAAACAAUACAGUGUUACAACAAAUAAAAAAAAAUAGUAGUACAAAAAAAGAGAGGUGUCACAGCUGAUUCUUAACAAUAGAUAAUAUAUAAUAUUUACGAUAAUAUAUGUUACAAACAAGUACAAUAUAUUCAGGCUUGUACAAUUGUAUAUAGCUGGGGGAAGGGCAACAUAAUCACGUCAAGUUACAACUUCAAAUAGAAUUGUCUUAACUUAUUAUCCCGAGUGAUUUUAUAAUUGUUUUGGAUGCAGUUCACCCAAUUGUCAGUAACUUCAGGGCAUUUUUUUCGCCAUGAUUUAAUCGCUGUAGGUUCUGUGUUAAUUUCCUCGACAAAAAGUUUAUAAAACUGCUUGCAGAAUGUUUUCUUUAAAUUGAGAGUGACAUCUUUAGAUAUUUGGAAAUCGAGGUUUUCGCAAAUUGAGUUCAGAUUCCCAAUGUCCAUAUGGGCUGAUGCGUAACUUUGGAGAUAAGGGGGGAAUAGCUGAGGUGAUUUGGUAGUAUUGUAGAAAGUUAACUUUGAUUUUAUAUUUAUCGCUGAAUUCUUGUGGCGAAGAUUGUUAUCAUGAUUGUUUAGCAAGUCUUGCACAAAGAGAACAUUUUUAUCCCGCCAGGCCUUCCAAAAGACCGAUUUGUUUUCAAUAUUUAUAACUCUGUUGUUCCACAAAAUGAAUUCGCGUUUCAGUGGAUCUUCGUAAUUGCUACGCAGUUGUUGAAAGUACUCAAGGAGUUCUCGAUAGAACAGGGGGAUUUUUCGGUCUAGUUUCCCGACACUGUAGUUGCAGUUUAGAAGAAAAAGGAGUCCGCCAUGUUUAUAUCGAAGUAGUGAUUAGGGAUUGCCGUCCAAGGGUCAUGAGUGUUAAGAGUCUACUAAUCCAACUGAGACGUAGUCCUUUUAUAACAGUCCUCAAGCAGGGGAAGCUUAGCCCACCCUUAGAUAAGGGCCGGAACAGAACCUGUCGCUUGAUCUCAUCUGUCUUAUUCUUCCAUAGAAAGGCAAAUAGUUUACUUUGGGUUUGUUGUAUUACUGUUUCUGGAACAGAAAGCAUGGAGGCAGUAUAGAUUAGCUGAGACAAACCUAGAGAUUUUUCAAGCAUAUUUCUUCCAAAGAGCGUCAGGUCUCGCGGCCGCCAUAUAUUGAGCUUUGUUUCCAUUUUCCUUAUUUUGAUAUGAAAAUUAUUGUUGUUGUUGGCAGCUGCAUCAUGGGAAAGGUAAGUUCCAAGAAAUUUUAUGGGGUCUUUUGGACACUGGAAUUUUAAAGGUUCUAUCUUGUUUUUACUCGAAGUACCAAUCCACAAGGCUUUUGUUUUCUCUUUAUUUAAUUGCAAACCGGACAAUGGUCCAAAUGAAGUAACUAUAUUCAUGGCAUUUCUUAGUGGCGUGGUAUCUUCAAGGAUCAGGGUUGUAUCAUCCGCAAACUGUGAGAUCUUGGCAGUUUGUCCACUUGGAAGUUCGAUGCCCCGGCAGAGUUGGUCUUGGCGUAUUUUGAGGGCUAGCAUUUCAACCGCUAACACAAACAAUAGAGGACUCAGAGGACACCCUUGACGGACGCCUCGAGAGACUUUAAAGUAAUUGGUCAUGAAACCCGAGUACAUCACGCCACUUUCGACAUUAUAAUAAAGAAUGGAUAUCCACUUUCUAAUAUUUUUGGACCAAAGUUGUAUAAUUCAAUAAAACCCGCAUACAAGAACAUGUGGAUUAAGAACACCCAGGCUGAAAUUUGGUAAAAAAGGAGCAUAUAUAUAAGAACACAUUCAGCCUGAAAAUUGAAAAUUGUUCUUAUAUAUAAAAACUCUUCCCUUUUCUGUUUAAUAGAACAGUGUCUGUAGCUCUACUGUGGUAUUGCACUAAGAUCUCUGUAUAAAUGCUAGUAAUUUCACUUGCUGUGUAUAGCAAAUGUACAACAACUGUAUUUGGAAUUAAAAGUCUUAUAAUUACAUGAAAAAUAUGCAAUAAAAUGAAUGUCACCAUUUGUCAAAGUGUCAGUCACAUCCUUUAUUUUCAACAGACAGGGCAAUGAUUGGCUCGGUUGUGCAAUUUAUUUUCUAAUGUUGUGUGUCUCAAGUUUAAUUUUCUCUCAAAGUUAUGUAUUUCAUCAUAGUUAGUAAGUAAAAAAUUAAGAACACUUAAGAACACUUUCUGGCUGAUUUCACCUAAAAUACCCAAUAUAUAAGAACCCAAUCGGCCUGAACCCCGAAAAUGGGUGUUCUUGUAUGCGGGUUUUUAACAUUUGAGGAGAAAGUUCCAUUCAAUGGUGUCGAAGGCCUUACGAAAAUCAAGAAACAGUGGGAUGCCUGGGAGAUUUUUAGCUUCUGUGUAUUCCAUAAUAUCAUUUAAAAGCCGAACAUUUUGGCCAAUGAAUCUACCCUUAAUGAAGCCUGACCUUACCACAGAAGCCGAUACGACAUUCAAAUGCUUGAGCUAGUGAGCCACCAUAAAUGUCAAGAGAAAGUCAAUGUUUAUUUAGUUAUUGUGGGAUUAAACAGAUGUAUUAUCCCUUUUGAAAUAAAAUGUGACUAAAAUGGUGGAUUAGAAUUAAAUCAUUUGUACUGCCAAAAUGAAAUGAGCCACGAGAUGAUCCUCGAAGUGUCUCUGAGGCCGUGAACCGCGAUUCACCAAAUCGACAAAAAACCCUUUUUAAGUUCUUUUUUUUUAAGAUGCUUGACGUUCUUUGCGGCAGGUUUCCACUCGAAGCCAUUGUCAGGGUAUAAAUGUAUUCUUUAAGUAAGACGUUCUUUAGAAAUAAGAUAUUUAACAUAUUCUCAUUUAUCUUUGAUAGUUUCAAGUAAAGCCUUAUACUACUGUAUUAGAAAUAAUCUUUAAAUUCGAGCCUUCGCCGAUCCACGGCAUCAUCAGAUGAUCUGUAAACUGUGGUUAAACCCUAGGUAUCUGCACAGACUUGUAUUAGCCCUUUACUAUACAUGGUACAGUGUAAUGACAUUUUCUAACUAUUUUUGUUUCGCAAGGGAUUGGCUGCCUUGGUAUCGAGGACCAUUUGCUACAUUGAUAUCACUCUGAUCAUUACGGUGAUACAAAAUAUCUGCCUUGAUAUCGUGUUAUUAACAUAAUCUACGAGUUUCUACCUUGAUAUCCGCUCACUACUAUCGGGACAAAUUGUUUUAUUCAUUGAUAUCGCAUUUUAAAUAACCUGCGAGAUAGACCAUUUUAUUUAAAAGAAAAACACUUAUUUAACUGUUCUGAUCGAGUUAAACUCAUCGACUGAUCAAAAGAAUGCGUCUUUUUCGAAAUAUCCAUAACGCACAAGUAUAUAAAUUUUAACCGAAGAAGCCAAGGGCAUUACCUCACUUAUACACAAAGCUAAGAUUCCCUGGACGAAAAUAAUGAAAAAAAUCCAGUCGAGGACAGAAAUACUCAAACUGUCUGCACAGUAAAAUGACUCUCCAUAAGCUUCAUUUAAGUUCUGUUUUCUACCUUGAUAACCACGUUCUAAAACGUACCUGUAUGCAGGCUGGCCUUUGGACCAUGAACAGGGCAAGGAGAAUUUAAACCUAGGUAAGAAACAGGAUAAUGUUCUCGAAACGAAACUUGAGAGAAUCUAAGCUCAAUAAAAGUGUAAUUUGCGACCUACUUACAAAAUGAAAUCCCUUUUGGUUCAGAUCGUAUGACUUCAAACGAGUGAUGGAGUACAAUGAGAUUGCCUCAACUAAUUGCGCUCUUUUAUGUGAUAGGAAAAUGGUGUCAACAUUUUGACCCGAUGAACCUAAGAAAAUUGCAUUACCGCCAUAUUGCGCUCUUUAAAGUGAUCUAAAAAUGGUGCCAACAUUUUAACACCAUUGAACCUAAGAAAAUUACAUUACCGCCAUAUUGCGCUCUUUAAAGUGAUCUAAAAAUGGUGUCAACAUUUUGACACCAUUGAACCUAAGAAAAUUACAUUAUCGCCAUAUUGCGCUCUUUAAAGUGAUCUAAAAAUGGUGUCAACAGUUUGACACCAUUGAACCUAAGAAAAUUACAUUAUCGCCAUAUUGCGCUCUUUAAAGUGAUCUAAAAAUGGUGUCAACAUUUUAACACCAUUGAACCUAAGAAAAUUACAUUAUCGCCAUAUUGCGCUCUUUAAAGUGAUCUAAAAAUGGUGUCAACAUUUUGACACCAUUGAACCUAAGAAAAUUACAUUAUCGCCAUAUUGCGCUCUUUAAAGUGAUCUAAAAAUGGUGUCAACAUUUUGACACCAUUGAACCUAAGAAAAUUACAUUAUCGCCAUAUUGCGCUCUUUAAAGUGAUCUAAAAAUGGUGUCAACAUUUUGACACCAUUGAACCUAAGAAAAUUACAUUAUCGCCAUAUUGCGCUCUUUAAAGUGAUCUAAAAAUGGUGUCAACAUUUUGAACCGAUGAACCUAAGAAAAUUGCAUCACCGCCAUAUUACACGGUUGUCCGCUUUGACACCACGGUACCAGUAGCACUUCAGAAUCCUCAAUAAGCACUACCAUAAGAUUCCAUAAUAACUUUGGAAAAGAAAUUGGAAAAUUUACUGCGAUGAUCAUUCUUCACUUUCAUAAUAACUUUUACUGCGAUGAAGCGUCAGAAGGAAGUCCAUAGCUAGAAAUUGUUGACGGCAAGCGAUUCGGGCAGAUUGCAUUCUUAACUUGAGGGCCCAGAGGAUGUUAAAACUGAGAUUUUUAAACCUCUUUUUCAAAAAGUGCGUCUUUUUGUCCAGUUUUAAAUUCUCUUAGCUCAUUGUGACUCUAUCAGCCAGCCACAUACCUAUUUUUCAUUUAUCAGAUAGGACUUUUGCUCCUAAUCUUAAAAAAAAAAAACCGUUGUGCAACGUUAGAAAUUUCUAAUUUAAUAAUCGAAUCAUUUUAAUUUCUAACUGGGUCUUGAUUUUGUUUCUAAAAUGAAAAGAAAACUAUAAAAAGGUUUUAAACCAUUGCGCAAUACCGUUAAGAGGAUCAUUAUGUUGCUCGCAGUUCCUUUAAAAGUUCAACUGAGUCUGUAUCCGUGUAAACAUUUACUUGUACGUGUGGUUUCAAAUUGCAAGUAUUUACUUGUACAUGUAGUCUCACUAAAUUAGUAUAGGUAAUAGCAUGAUUUGUAGUGAUAUUUCGAAAUUGUUAUACGAAAUAUCAGGUAUUUCAAAUUAAGCUGAAAUACCACUGCUCUAAGCCAAUCAAAUUGCAGAAAUUUCUCAUGUGGUAGUGUAAACAUUGUAAUUUCAAAAUAUACUUUCACCCCGACCAUGUCAUGUAGGAACAAAAACAAUCUCUUUUAUUCUGGCAAUGUCAUUACCGCAGUAUUACACAGUUGUCUGCCUAGACGUCUUGGUACCUGUGACACUUCACAAUCCAUAAUAAGUACCGCUAUAGUAACUUUAACAGAACAUACGUUUUUGUCGGAUAUGACGUUUACUUCUCAACUUUUUAAAUAAACUCCAAAGUAGGUUGAGUUUGAUCGUCCGGGUGAACUUAGUCCUGAAUAGGACUGUUGUUGUUGACAGUGACUGACGUUUCGACAACCUGUGCGGUAGUCAUCUUCAGAGUCAAAGUGACUUGUAUCACGUCAGUUGAUGGUAUUAUACUCUGGUUAUUGAUUUGAUUGGUCAAUUACGUCGUGUUGUUAUUGGUCGUCUGUCAGUUAAGCCGUGAUGUUAUUGGCUAUGAAGACUCGUAAUCAGUAAUUGGUGCGUUUCGAUCCCUCUAUUGUCACAGUUGUACAGUCGUCUAUUGUUAGUCAAAUUGUCAUUCUCUCGUAGUUUGUUUUGCUUGAUCUCGUCAAUAAGCGUUUGUACGGCGCUGGUAACUGUUGGCUACGAUUCAGUGGCGUUUGUUCUAAGUUAGUAAACCAGCUUUCUAAAGUAAGACGUUGAUAGUAGUCAGUAGAAUACGUUAUACAUGUCGCAGAGUCGCAGUCAAUUUGAUGUUUCGUCUUUGAAUGGUGCUCGGCAAUGUGAUUGUUGACGUCACCAUUCUUCGUAGCUCGUUUGUGUUCGGUCAGUCGGUUUCUGCCGGUUUCACCAAUGUAAGAAGCCUGGCAGUCGCAGCAUUUGAUCUUGUAUACUACUCCCUGUCUGUCCUCCGGUUUGUGUUUGUCCUUGACAUUUGUAAGCAGUCGCCGUAAAGUGGUUAUCGGUUUGUGUGCAACACGUACAUUGUAAGGUUGUAAUAUACGUGCAAUAGUUUCAGAGGUGCCUCUGAUGUACGGUAUAGUCGCUGUCGUAACAGGGCCAAAGUUGGUCUGAGUGUUGGAAUCAGUGUUACUGUGAGUGUUCCGUCUAACAAAGUCCCUGCUGUAAUUGUUCUUACUAAAAACGUUGUUAAGAUAAUCAGUCUCGUCUUGUAGGCUGUCAGGUGAGUCACAAACUAGUUGCGCUCGUCUCGUCAGAGUCCGGAUAGUAGUAGCCUUGUGAGAGGUCGGGUUGUACGAAGACUGGUCUAGUAAUCGGUCGGUAUGUGUCGGUUUUCUGUAAAUAGUCGUUUUUAGUUUGUUGUUGUCGCGAGUGACCAAGCAGUCUAGAAAAGGUAUCUUACCAUUUUCUUCAAUUACAACACGGACUUGACUCCUGUGUUCAAACCUUUCACAGUUUUAAAUAAACUCUUGUGCAACAUUGAAAAUCUAUCACUAAUCGAUCUAUUCCAUUUUACUUUCUUACUCAGUUUUGACUUUAAAUAAAAAGAUAAAUCUCGUAGUUGUCCUACUCAGAAAAGAAAGUUUUCUGAAUCCCAAUGAGGAAUCGAAGCCAUGACCUGUCCAGAUUGCCGGUUGGACUGCUCUUCCACUGAGCUAUGGAAGACCUGAGUGGUGAGCGAGGUCAUUUUAGCUGGGGGUGUUGAUUUGGUCCCUAAAAUAAUCACAAAGAACAUUAACGGAUUUUAAAAAAAAAACAGUGCGUUAAGAGGAUCAUCAUAAUGCUUGCACUUCCAAUAAAAGUAGUUUUGCGGUUUCAUUAAAUUAACAUUGUUAUUUUUCACAGUAUACUUUCGCCCCGCCCUUGUCACGAAGGAACAAAGACAAUAUCUCUUGAUUUAAGGCAAUGUGACGUUUCAUUUUCGCCACUAGUUAUAUGGCCAUGAAACUUGGGGUAAAAUUCAAUUUCGUUUAGAUGAUUAAGUGGAACGCUUUUCGGUUUUUGAAGAGGCACAAGCGGGUGCCAGCAUUUUAAGGUAUCAUGGUAGGUGAAUUGACAGUGUUUGGACAUCACGCUCUUACGCUGGCGCUUUGAGAGAAAAUUCCAUCAACCUAUACAUUUUCUGAAAGCUUAAUAGCUAUGGAAUACAAUCAUAUCUUUGAAUUUUUAUAAAAAGUUAUUGUCGCAGUGAUAUUAAAAGAAAUACCCAGAAACACUGCUUCACUUAAACUGGUUCGCUUCCGCCCAUGAAUUAUCGGAGCGGCGCCAUUAACAUCGGAAAUGUUUUCUCACACAUCACCCUCAAAAAGGGUGUGGGCGAUUUUCCAGAUAUGGUUUGUUUUUUUUUCCUACACCUUCCUGAAGUGUGAUAUUUUCAACGCGGGCGUUUCCUUCCACUAAAGAGGCCAUAACUUUGAAACGGAAGCGAAAUUAAACAAAGCCCGACACGCUUUUUCGAAGGAAGUAUCCUGGAACAUACCUGUCGAUUUUCAGCCAAUUCCGUCGGAAGACGGGCGUAAACGAACUAAAAAUGUUCAUCCAUAUAUGCAAUUUUAUUUUAUCGAGAAAAAGACGAAAAACCUUUUAUGAGAUUGGUAUGGCCGGGUGUUAACAAUCCCCUACGCACUGACAGAUGUCGGCAUGGGUCAGUUUACCACAACAAUGGGCUAUGACAACUUGAACUGGCGCGGAAACCCGUCGCAGUGAAAUCGUCUGAGAAGCUACGAACUACCAACAGCUUUAUACAGGUUUGCAUUUAACCUGCCGUAAUAUCUUUUACUAAGAAGAUUUCGUCGGCGGCAUUGGUAUUAUGUUGCUCGAGUUUAGGCCUCUUGGUUCUCCAGACAUUUUUUGAAACCAUGCCAAAAAGAGGAAAUCUCGUGGUCUGCCGAUCGUCUACAUCUACAUCUGCGCUUGACUCUCUCGUUGUGGAAGUUUCGGAAUCGCGUCCGUUCUCCAGCAAUUUCGUGCGACUAGCACUUGUUGUAUUUUGUCCUUCAGCUUCUUUGGCGAGACCGUGUCGUCGAGUUCCUUCAGCCAUUCUUCUUAGUUACAGUGCGACCCCGGCGCGGUUGCUCAGAUCAGAGCCAAAGAUCUUCUUCAACGCUGAACCUGUGGGUUCCACCAGAUUUUCACCUCUUCGGCUUCUUCGCAGACGAAAAUGGGCAAGAUGUUUUCUUGCGUUUUCGUCCUAACAUAAAGAAGAUUUGACAAGAACGAAAGCUAACUUGCGAUGAAACAACCAGAUCGAGAACACUUCGCGUUCACAAAUAAAAUAUCACACCGCAAUUCACAUUACAUGCGACAACUGGCCUUGAAUUUUAAUUAGAGGUGUGAGCGCACCGUUAGAGAUUAAUGAGAUUCAAAAAUAGUUUUUUCUGUUUCUUAAAAAGUAAAAAAGCUUUCUUCUCCAUUCUUUGUUCAAAAUAUUUAUCUCAGUCUUCUCAAUUUGAACAGCGAAAAAAAGUUUUUUCGCAUUUUUCGUAAAAAUACACCUACCAUGAUACCUUAAACUGCGGGGCCUGACAUAAUUAGUGUUUCUCCAUUUAUUUACAGACUAAUUGAUUUUCUUUUUAUCCUUUGGUAGAGCUUUAAUAUCGGGUCACUUUUCUGUGAAGAAAAGAUUUUCUUCCUCGAUGUGACGUAGAUGACAGUAACAUUUUCGACAUUACUACUAGUGGAAUCUGAGAGAUUCAAAGAUGUACUGAGAGUUGAAAAUUCAAUUCGUUGUAGCCGGUACCUAAUGGUCUUUUUCAUGGUGUUGAGCGUUUUUUUUUAAAAUACUUCAGACCUUUACUUUUUGCCUUUCCGUGUAUAUUUUAGAUUUGGACUUUUGUGUCUUCACAAAACCGGAGCAACAACUGCGCAAGUUUAAUCGCGGGUCAAAUAUGAGUUUAUUUCAUAUAUCACUGUCGAUCAAAUUCCUUUUCAGGGAACAAAGAACCCACUAAAGUUUGCCUCGCUCUUAACAUGUGGCUUUGUACCUCAGUUGGUUGACUCUAUCAGCCAGCCACAUACCUAUUUUUUAUUUAUCAGAUAUGACUUUACUCCUAAUCUUAAAAAGAAACCCUUGUGCAACGUUAAAAAUUUGUAAUUGGGUCUUGAUUUCGUUUCUAAAAUGAAAAGAAAACUAUAAAAAGUUUUUCAAACAUCGCGGAAGGAUCAUUAGAUUGCUCGCAGUUUGCCUUUCCGUUUAUAUUUUAGAAUGGGACUUUUGUGUCUUCACAAAAGCGGAGCAACAACUGCGCAAGUUUAAUCGCAGGUCAAAUAUGAGUUUAUUUCAUGUAUCAUUGUCGAUCAAAUUCCUUUUCAGGGAACAAAGAACCUACUAAAGUUUGCCUCCUUCUUAACAUGUGGCUUUGUACCUCGGUUUGUUGUAGCGCCAAACCAGUAUCUAUAUCUAGGAGGCAUGAGUUCGAGACAAGUGGAAGCCAGAACAUUUUUCUGACUUCAAUUUUUGCGAUGCUUGAACUGCAUUUUACUUACGAGGAUCAAUUUGUCACUGAACCAUUUUAAUAGGGAAAAUUACGGUUUUAGUUUAAAGCGGCAAAAACCGGGUGCAAUUACUGAACCUAACACCGUACAACAUGUUGCCAUUUAACUGUUAUUAGUGAGUGAGUUACGCAACAGGACGGGAGAGGAAAGAAGACGGCAAACCUUGUGUGACAAGCGUGACAAUAAUUUUUCUGGAAAAACAUUUCCGCCGAACUGCAUUCUCCUUUAAACAGCUCUUUUUGUAAAAGACCAGAAAACAUUAACUUAAGUGAAGGUCACAACAAAACACGCAAGGAAUAGCCCUGUCACGUUUGUCACACAGAAGCGUUUUGCAGUCGUCUUCUUUCUGCCGUCCUGUUGCGUAAACUCACUAUUGUCAGAGAAAGCCGGGCAGUACCAAAAGAUCGAGGUCGGCUCUUUACGUUCAUCUUUUCACAGUAUAAAAGCUAUCCGAAAAGAUUAACAACCAUCACAUUGCCGAGGUAGGCGUUCGUUUCUCAAACGGUCGAAAGCCGUGGCCAAACGAUCGCAACAUGCCAACGUAUUAUUUGGCAUUUAGAUUUUUAAAGGGGUGUCUUGAAAGCAAAGACCCCCACCUAAUGACUCUGAACUUUAUUGAUUAGGGUUAGGAAUUAAACUGAGUGAAUCAGGUUCCAUUUAAGUCAUUAUACUGGCCAAACUGACCAGAAAGUUGAUUAACUCUGAGUUUUCUAACCCUAAUCAAUAAAGUUCAGAGUUGUUCUUUGUUUUCAAGACACCCUUUUUAAAGGAAAACAAACUGUAUUUCACAGACAUGUCACAGGUGGCUGCAUUGUACCAGGAGCACCAUGAUAUUGAAGGGAAAGAUGAUAAGCUCUGUAAGUGGACAGAUGCUGAUGCACUGGAAGCCUAUGAACAGAAUCUGUUUAAAAUUGGAUCAGACAAUACCGUAGCAGACAUGCUUGAAUGUUGGCAGAAUCCUGUGUUUCCAGCACCGGCAAGGGUGAGAUCAAAAACUGAUUGACUAUCUUUGUAGAGCAGUUCCUUUUUCUAGACUAGAGAUAAUGCCGAUAAUAAAUUGGAAUUAACGUCCAGGUGUCCAGGGUGGGUGUGACUGAGGGGGAGGAUGGUGAUAAUUAUUGUAGCAUGAAGUUAAAUAGAAUUUUUAGUUAACACAGUUAAGAACAAGGAGUGCGGGCAUGGUCAGCAGUCAGUCGUUUGGCUCAAGCUUGGUCAGCCUUGCUUGCAUCACCUCCAUGUGCUCAGUACAAUGUCUUCCUGGCUGCCACUCUCUUAGUUUAGCCUUUGGAUCAUUCUUUUACCCCUAUCCCUCCCCCCCUCUUUAUUCUUCCACCAAUAAAUCAUUGUGACAGGUGCCUGGUUCCAUUGGCGUGAGGGUUCAUGGCUGGAGGGCGCCAGUUUGCCAGCCAUGGUGGCGUAACUCUGUCUAGGGGCUGGCUGUGCCAUAGGUGGAAGCCCCUGGACAUCCCGGACACCCACCUCCACUAGCGACACAGUUGUUAACUGUUUGGAAUUAAGGGCUGUGGAAACUGAACCCAACAACAUUCAUAGGAAAGUAGAAGAAAAAUAGAACCAAAAAUUUUUAGUGACAGCACUGAAUUAUUUUCAAAUUGCACUUAGAGGGAUGAAAUGAAACCAGUUACAGUCAGGCGAGGUCAAGCGUACCCCCAUAGAUUCCAUUUAUGAAUUGAUUGUUUGAAAUAUGAAUUAAUUUUCUGUUACUUCAACCAGAUCUGCAGUCCUGCAGGCAUUUUGAGCAGUGAGGUUUCAAGGAUAAUCUCAAUGUAUUUGGUCACAUUGAAAAAUCUUUGAAUGGAUGAAUUUUUUUUCCAGACAUUUACAUCAAAUUCGAGAAAAGUGAGGUGGUAGAAAAUUUAUAACUGCCUUGCGUGAAAAUUCGUUGCUCAUAAUGCAUGCUGGAAUGCAGAGAUGAAGCUGAAAUGUACAGCUACCAACGGAUUCAGCUAUCGCAUAAUAAAUUCAUUAAUGGCAUCUUUAGGGUUAUGCUUGAUCUGGCGUGACUGUAAUUUCCUCAAACAUUUUAGUAAAGGUUGUAGAUGCUUAAACUUCUUGUACCAACUGAUCUGCUUUUGUGUUGUUUGCAUUAAGGACAUACUUAAAGCUAACAAACCAGGCAACUGUGCCAGGAACCAGAUCUCAGUUCAUAAUGUGGUUCACCCAUAUCGCUUUACCAGAGACAUGUUGGCAGGCAUGAGGGUAUUGCAACAGCUAGAUGAUAAGUUCAUCGUAGGCGUUUUGUCGCAAGAAGGUAGGAUUCAUUAAAAGUUUGAUGCCGAGAGAGCCGAUAAUGUUACAUCAAUUACUUAUAACCAAUGUGGGAAUAAAUGUCAAAAAGUAUUUGGAGUGGUUGUCUCUACUUCAGUUCUUUUCACUUGAUGCUGUCAAGGGAGCAAGGGACCCCUAAGUACACUGUAGAAGGCAACUCCUUGUAUAGUAAAAUAAUAUUCAAGACCACGUUUUAACCCCUCUACUCUUAAGAGUGGCCCACAGAAUUACCAAACUUUUCUUUGUUAAAUGCUGAAAAUUAAUACAAACUGUACCUUGUGAGAGUUCUGCUGAAGAGGUUUCAUUUGAAUGGUAACACCAUAGGAUUUCAUCCACAGAUUCAAAAGUUAGAACUACAUACUAAGUAAAUAGUACCAUGUGAAAGUACUGCUGAAGAGGUUUCGUUUGAAUGUUCAUGCCAUAGGAUUUCAUCCACAGACUCAAAAGUUAGAAACAACUUACAUGACCCCAUCACCCACUCUGGGAGGGAAAGAGGCUCCUGUUUGCAGUAAAGGCAGUAGCAAUGACAUCUGUAAAUCACUUAUUCUAUUUACUGGCAGGGUUUUAAACUACUUUCAGUAAAUGAGUGAUGAACGUCUGUUAUUGCAAAGAUUUUGUAAUUUGGGAGAAAGGUUGUCCCUUGAAUAUUGUUCCCAAUAUAUAAUACAUUUACUUAAGAAUCAUUCAAGUCAUACAAAUAGGGUAGUAGAGGGUAGUGAAAUUUAUGUAAUGAACUGGACAAGGAUUUAAAGAACAAAUGAUAGAGCAAAUCAGGUCAUGUCCUACCACCUCUCUUACAUCAUUAUUUAAAAAAAAAGAACAAAUUUUCCGCCAUUUUUAUUUUAUACAUGUACUGUACGCUAUGUGUUGGGAAAAAAAGACAAAACAAUAGAACUUUAGACAAACAGGAGAUUAACCUAUGGUUUGUAGUCUACCUGAUGCAUUACAAGGCAAAAGCAAUGUAGACACUUAUAAUUAAUUAGCUGGAAGAGGCUUUCUGCAAGGCCAGUUGUUGCACAAAUGAACAAGUCGUUUUUAUCUUAGGACAGGACGAUGGCUUGCUGGUUUUAGUAGAUCAACAUGCUGCUCACGAGCGUGUUCGAUUAGAACUUCUACAGUCAGGUAGGUCUAAAAGUCUUCAGUGUUUUAAUUGUUUCUUUGCCUUUUCUUAUUGCUCAGUAUUGAUCGAUUGAGCAAGAAAAAUAAACUAAAUUUUGACAUAAAAUGACGAAAAGAAUCUGGGGUCCAUUUCAAAAGACUGCAGGGUUAAAAAAAGAUGCUGUUUCGUGGUCUGGGAUAAUAAGAUUUUUUAACCUUUAGAUUUUUUUGCUGAGCAAGAAACUUUUUAACGUCACGUGCAAGUCAUGAAAUUAUUAACUAAGAUAGGCAAGCAAAAUGAGAGAGCUUCUUCUCCAAAGGACAUGCUAGAGUUCAAUUUUUUUGCGCCCUUAUCAAACUGUUGGUCGUAAAGUAGAUCAUUAUUAAGAAAAUAGGUUAUUGUUAAUGUACAACACUAAGGAAUAGUAAUAGGCCAUUUUUGAGUUCCAGAAACUCUCACUUUCAACACGAGGCCAAGUGCAAAACUUUUCUUGUAAAAAUGAGUUUUAUUUGCAUGACAAUAAAAAAUCAUGUUCAUAUCAAUAGUACAACCUCGUUCCCAGGGAGGGGUGAGAACCUGGGAACGAAGUUGAUCAAUAGUGUCACACUAAGCCUCGGUUUGAAACAGAGGCUUGGAGCAAAUCGGAGAUGGCCUGUUUUUGAAUAGUCUCUCUCGCAGCCGAAAGGGGAGCGUUGCGUGACAUCCAAAAAACGGCUGCGAGAGAGACUAGUUUUUUAAUUGAUUUGUGACGGAUUCCUUUCCACAGAACUGUUUGAAGGUGGCAACAACAGCCAAACUUCAAGUGCAAAACCUCGCAUCAAAUCCUCACCCGUUUCUCCACCAAUGGAGGUUACAUUGUUUGGAGAGGAAAUAAGACUGUUAAGAACAUUUCAGUGCGAAGUGGAGCGAAUUGGAAUACAUUUUGUUAUAAGUGAGUCAUCUGAGGACUCUGAAGAGACAUUGGUGUUUGUUCAUCGCGUUCCUUCUGUGUUAGUUGAACGUGAAGUGUCCGAGGUUAAACGUGGACGGCCCUCUGUCGCUGUUAGCAAAGUGAAGGUAAUCGCGUUCAUAAGAACACAUAGAAUUUUUCGAGCUAUCACAGGCGACUGCUAAUUAGCCGCCCCUAUUAAUUUUAUCAGGGGCACCUCGGCCGUGAAAGUGGACUUCUUUCAACUCGAUUUCGUUUCCAUAAUUUUUCCGUAAUUGACGAACGCGGAUCCGUAAUCAAUGAUUACCUCCAGUAAUAAUUUAUAGGGCUGUGACAAGGCUGUAGUUAGAUAUUGCCAAUUAUACGUCUUUAUACGCUAAGGAAUAGGGAUUCUACAGAGUCUUGAAUUCUUGCUUCAAAUUUGCCCAACAAGUUCCCAAAGGUCUGGAAGAAUGGUAAAAAGUCUUUAUUUUUUUCAAAGCAACCACAAGUGCUUUAUAAGUGAAUGUUUUUUUCGUUUUGGUCAAAUCUUAUUCAAUCUUGCCCGUACGUUUGCAGUGCAUCGUGAAAAUAGUUUUUUUUCUGCGUUUUUAAGGUCUCUAUUGAUCACUUAUUUAAUUGUUUAUUUGUUUGUUUCCUUUUUUUCAUCAAUGUGGCAGCAACGCCGAACGCCGAAGGGCGCUGGUAGUUAGUGAUUAGGGUUAGAAAACUGAGUGAAUCAGUUUCCAUUUAGGGUCAUUAUACUGGACAAACUGACCUAAAACUUGAUUAACUUAGUUUCCUAACCCUAAUCACUAAAUUUUAGAAAUAUUCGGCAUUCGGCUGACAUGAAUUUGUCACUCAAAUGUUUUAAUUUUGUUAAUUUCCUUCAUAAUUAACAUGUAAGUGCUACUAUCUAAUUGUUUUGCUCUUUUAUUUCUCCUUUUAUUCAGGGGCUAAUCAGAGAGCAUCUUAAAGUAAGUUGUUACUAUGUAACAAGUGAUAUUUUUCUUAUUUUGCUCCCUAUUUGAUUCCAUACCUUGUUCUUAGAACAGGUCCACCUGUAUUUAACUUUCUGUCAUAUAUCUUUCUUUCUUUCCUUAAAUUUAUUUAUAGCAUCUAUCAGUAACUUGUGGAGUGCCAGCACCGAUUCCUAAUGUCAUCUCUGAAGUUAUCAACUCCCAGGCCUGUCAUGGUAUGAACACUGUAUGGAGUUAAUAUUUUCCUAUCUUGACGAGAAAAAAGCUUUAACCGAUCUGUUGUUCAUUCGCCACAUUUGCAUUCCCUAUACGUCUUGUCCCCCCACCUCACACAAGAAUUUUCACAAGCAUCCUGCUCUUUUCAGGUGUCCACCUGGCAACUCAAAAACAGCGUUUAAAUAUUAUUCAUUUUGAAAAGGGUUUUUUAAAAAUUGACCUUUUGGGGGACCAUUUAAGCGGGCAUCAAGAAUCUCCGCACACGAAAACGGAUGUUUAGUUGCUAAGUACUAGCAAAAACCAAAGGUUAGGGAGUGCGGACGACAGCGAUCAAAGGUCUAAACGCUUUUGCUCCAAUGCUGUGAUUUCCGUAAAUUUCACGUGAUAGAUGGUCAAAUUGCCCUUUGUGCAUUCCAUUCAUUCUUAGUGGAAGUCCGAAAAAAUGCCAGCCACAUACAUGCGACGCAUGCGUAAUAACAACCUGGAGAUUAGGAUUGCGGGCUCCUCUUGUCGCCCGCCAAAAACACCCACAACGUUUUCCGUUUUCUUUUCCGUUUGCUUGUGUUUAGGUGCAGUAAAGUUUGGAGAGCCUCUUGGUGUCAGUGAGUGUCAGGAGCUGAUUGAUCGCCUGUCCAAGUGUCAGUUACCUUUUCAAUGUGCUCACGGCAGGUGGGUGGAGCGCUUACAGGAAGGCUUUAACCCCGUGGGUGGGUGGGAGGCGGGGGUAGCUCUGGUAUAAAAAUGAAGAGGAAACUCGUUGGAAAAUUAGGGGCGAUCUGCACCUAUUUGAAAGAUUGUUUGUGAUUUUCUGGGAAAACAAAAGGGAUUGUGACAUAACAAUGCCCCUAUCCCUGAAAACAAUGGAAGUGCAGAUUAAACGGGGACCAAUGAAAUAAGAGGUUUAGAACGAAAAUUAGAAUUAAAACCGUAAAGGAGACCAGCGUUGCCGUGACCUACGCUUUGUUUCACCCAUAAAGGAGAUCUUAUUCCAACAGAGUCUGACGGCGUUUAUUAUUUUUAUUUACAUGUAAGAAUUUCUUUACGCUUAACUUUAUAUAUACGGGUACAAAAAUUGGCUUUCCGCCCUGAAAAUCCAAAAGAGACCAAACUCCGCAAUUUCUACCUCUAAGCGAGACCACCGCCAUCCCCGUAAUUUUCAUGACGGAGUUCUCCCCACCUCCCUCCCGCCCCGAGGCUCUUUAAACGUGUAAGUCUCGUGUAGUGCAUAAAGUCCCAAAGCCGUGAGCCCAUUUGACGGAAGCUGCUAAGCGGCCCUUUUAUUUCAGUGUAGAUAUAAAGUGAAAGUCAGUAUCGUUCUUUUUCGCGAGAUGCAGUUUAGCCUUCUUGGCUGGCAUUUGAAGGACAAAGGACAACGAGAAUUAAGACGCGCGAGAACACGAAGGUCGCACUCGUGAUGGAGGCAUGCCCAUCGCCUUCUCGCGCGCCUCAAUUCCCUCUUUUGGCUAGUUGAAGGUAGGCUUUCUCUCCGGAGGUAUAUAAUAGAGGUCCUUAUUUAAGCGCCUCGUAAUAGACAUCACCAAUUAGCACCACUUUGGCUUCCACCCAAAGACGCAAACAUGGAACUUUAUUAUCGUUUCUCUAGCAGAUAUAAGGGCUUCGUUACUUUUACGAAUGGUUGCAACAGGUUUAGCGUGAACUCUUAAUUCAAUAUUAUCAUACUUGUACUCAAUAUCUGUCUUUGCAUUAAUUAGUUUGUUUUCGUGCUUAGGCCAUCUGUUAUUCCUUUGGCGGAUCUCACUUUCUUAGGGCAAAAAAUGACAUCUCAGGUGAGGAAGCGGUGGAGUUGCAUUUCUUUAAAACAUUGUCGGGUUUUCAUUUUUAUUUUUUCACUUUUUUGUCUACGUUUUCACUAACCGACAAACAGCCCGCCGUAACACUCCACUUGGCAUCCCCCGACCUCGUCCCCAGGGCUUUUCCCUAAAAAAAAAUGGGAGGGGCCAUUUUUUUAGGGAAAGCCCUAGGGACGAGGUUGGGCAUCCCCAUCAUUCGCCACUUUAGAAAAGAGAGGGAAACUGGGCCGAGUUAACUUUCGCAAAUAGUUCUGGGACUAUUUCUAGAACUGGCCAAUAGCUGACCAGCGCGUCACCAGUAACGCUCCCAGAAACAAUUGUGGGACGCAUUACGGCUCCAGUCCCCUUCUCGUUUCUAAAGUGGCCAAUCACCUUUUUCAAAGGGACAUUUGGCCAAAAUUUUCUUGUCAUCUUAGUGAUAUUUUCCUCUUAUAAACUGACUUGCAGCGGGAGGCUUCUCGACCAAAGAUAGCAAGGCUGCUUUCCAAAGUUGCCCAAGGACACUGAAGAUUUUCCACAACAAGACAUCAGGUCUUUAUCUUGUCACUUUUGCUACAAGUUUGCAAUAGCAUGUCAAGUACGAAUGAACUAACAAGAUGCUCAUUCUCAAACGAUUUUGUUUUAAUGUCAAAAGCUUAUUUUCAUUUGAAACAGUACCUGCUGGAACGGUGUAUUUUAAUGGGUUGGAAAAUUAUUAAAAAUGUCUUUUGUGUAAUCUAUUUUUGCGUGCCAGCUUUUGCAAAUCCAACACGAUAGGAAUUGGUCCAGCAACUUAGCCUAACUUAGGAUUUGUUCACACUAAACCGGAAAACUCUUACGCCGGCACGAAAACAUUACCGCUUAGGGCUUUCAUUCACACAUAAGAACGAUGAUUUCGACCCGAUUUCUGAAACGGAGUGAAGCUUCGCCGAGCCAAUCUCUAAAGUGGAGUGUUUGAUGUCGGAUAGGUUCUGUGCCACACUUUAUGAAACGUAGGAGCAGGAACUGGGAUCUACCGAGACGGAAGUGAAUAUUCAGGAGUGAGGACUGGGAUUUAGUUUACCAAACCCUCUCGGCCAACCGCUCCGGCUCGAUUAUCGAUGUGUGUGAACGACUUAUUCCAUUUCUGUGUCGUUGCUGUUUAUGCUAUACUUGUCUGAACAUAUAGCUUGACUUAGUCCACCGAUUUGUCGGUCAUUAGUUUUGACACUCUGGCUUUCUAUUUCUCAGUCUUAAACAAUUCAGUUCUAAUUUUGUCAGCCAAAGAUCAGCUAAUUCUUGAAGCCAGUGAGACGGGUUUACGAAAACCUAUUCAUCAGUUAGUUGGUUAGAACACCAUUUAUAUUUGUCGAUCAAUCCUUCGCUAUCAUCGGUAAGUAUUUUACUUCGUCAGAGGGAUGGACCUCUCUGAAUUCAAUAAAAGGGCACAAAUACUUAAAAGUACUUUUAUUGCGACAUUUUUGUCGUGUACAGUGAGGUAGGAGUAAACUGAGCUCACUUUACUGUACCAAGAUAUAUCCCAUGGCUUUUAUGUUUUUCCCUCCAUUGUCCGACGUAAGUCCUUUAACAGCGUUGUUCCCACAUGUGUUGGAGUCGUCAGGGUGUCCUGCCGUUCCAAACCCAAUUCUGGAAUCACAGUUACCACAGACUUGUUCGUUAUUUCCAAGGAUACCGAUUCUUGCCUUAGCAAAGGAGCUGUAUUUAGUGGCCGCAUUGAACCCCUCCUUGUUGCAAUUGGUCUGCAGGGAAGCCUUAGAGCCAAUCAGCUUCUUCCACGUGUUACGACCAAGUGACGUGGCGCGAUACUUCCCGUCUGCGAUCAAUGAAUGCAGAGAAGCUGCCUUCUUGUUGAUAACGAUGAACUUGAUCUGCUGGCCGAUCUUCAUACCCAGGCAGAUCGUAGAGAAGGAUGUAUUCCAGUAUGUUGGCAGUUUAGUCUCUUGAUCGUCAAACCCGGUCUUACCUCCUGGAAGGUUAUAGGAGUUCUUGUUACUCCAAAACCCAGAGCUGUAAUGGAAAGUUUUCUGAAAUACAAACAAGAACCAUUAGCUUUACACUAUACACAUAACUUCCGUAUGCCAGGACAAUCGUUUUACCUUUGCGCCAUUAAUCUUCAUGGCCAGCGUCCACCCUCCAUCUCCGCAUCCAAAGUUUCCCAUGUGACAGUAAACAGGAAUCUUUUGCGAACCAAACUUCAGUGUGUACACUUGGCUUUUGGUCGAACUACGAAAAUGAAAAUAGUGACUGUCAGGUUUACUUCACCGAAGAUCAUUUUUGCAUUUCUGGACAACUCUUGUCCUUUCUUGACUGUGCGUCAAAAUCUUGAAGAACAACGUUUUAAGGCUGGUUUUGAAAUAGAAAAGGAUAGUGUCUCUUGGCGAUGAUUGCCUUUUUAUCAAUACUUAUUUGAACUUGUUUAGUAGCCUUAGUUCCCACGAUUCGCCUGUAGCUCGGUGGUAGAGCAUCUGGACUGGUAACCUGAAGGUCAUAGGUUCGACUCCUACUGGAAGUACGCGGAUAUUUUCUUCAGAGCCGCCAGUGUCUUUCAGUUGAAAAUCACCUUUUUCUUGACACUACUUGUAUCUAGGAACUCACUUGUGUUUCUCAUACUGUUCCUGGCACGGGGAAGCGGGAACGGCUGUAUGAAAGUCAAAAAUUCUGGUGUUAAUUAAUAACGACUUCAUACGAGCUUUCUGGCUAAAUAAAAUCCAAAACGCGCGACCAUAACAUUGCUUUGUGGAAAGAGCGAAAGUUUAUUAUAAUUCACUCGCGGGUGUUGUUUUCGUCUGGUUAGAAGCAUUGCUUGUGGCUUUACAAAACCUCACUGAGCUAAAAAGUCGUUCACCACUGCAACAAUUUACCUGGCGCCUGUGUUAUCGCAGGUUUGUUCAAUCCGGCAAUGAGACUUUCCAAUUUCGCUUGUAACAUUUUCAUGGCGUCGUUAGAGCUUGAAUCCUGUAGAAGGUUACACAUCAGGUUGCAUACCAUCAUCUUGUCGUACGGCUUGGGGCAGGAUGGAGAAGCUCCGUCGCCUUUGACGGUCAUUACGAAAAAGAUAGCAAGAAAGGAAGCUUGAAAAAGCAGACGCAUUUUGAGAACUUGAGCUAAACGUUUCUUUUCAACAAGCAAAUAAAGGUUCUGUGACUGACCAGGUCUUGUGACUAGCCCAGGGUUUUACAUCUCUGUUUCCAGCGAAGUAAAAACAGAUGUGUUUGAUAUUUGGGAAUAUUUUCUUGUUUACAGCCUUGUCCAAUCUUAUGUCCAAUCAUCUUACUCCAGGUCUGUUUUGCCUUUACUCGCCCCAGUACCUCCCUGUCUCAUAAGCGACUUGUUCACUCAAAUUUUACUUGUAUUAAGCUUUUUCUCGUUUGAAGAGAUCGUGGUUAAAAAGAACGAUAUUGAGGAAAAGCUAGGAAGAAAAAGACAAGGUCGGUCUCUUUCGACCCGAAUGAAGUCAACAAGUGCCAGAAUGAAAACGAAACUGAUAUCUGUAACUUGGAUGAGAUUCGUCACUUGAGUUCAGCUUCUGAAGUGAUUAUUAUAAUCUCCUCAUCCAGCCUCUGUUUUUGGCGUCUCGCGUUUUCCAUCAAAUCGUGGGUUUUAGGGUUAGGGUUAGCUCGAACAACUACGACCACGAUGAAGUAAACGAGAAAAUAAAAAGAAAAUAGCUUUAAAAAGCAAACCCAACAAAAAUUCUGAACGUUUGACACUUUGUGGCAGAUUCCUUUGUCAUCAUCGCAUCACUCACGGUUGCCAAACUUGAUCGGAAUGGCAAUGCGAUAGUUGCUAUAAUUUCUAAGAUUUUCGUUUCAUCUCUGAUUAACGUUCGUCGCGACUUCUAUUUCGUCGGAAAUAAUCAUAGAGGCUCACCAUCGUAUGGCCGUGUGGCGAGAUACGCUCAAGAACAAACUUAGGUAAAAGAAAAAAAUACAACGACCGAAUUAAACAUUGCGUGAAUGGCUCUAAUGGAUUCUCCGGCAGACGAUUUACACUAAUCGGUCAACUUAAAAACAUAUAAGGCAGAAAAGACAAAUGAUGAUAAUUUUUAGAUCACUAUCGACUCAAUCCGUCAUUUUACCUUAGCCUGUUAACAUAUACCUUCUUGUAAAACUUUGUAGUAGUUAUCUUCGCUGCGCUAGAUCGAAUCAUUCCGAUAUUGGGCAUUCUGAUUUUACUUCAAAACCUGAAAAACUGAUCCUGGCUAGAAAGGUGAAAUUCAAAAACAAAUCUAUAUUUAGGCAAUUUUCAUCACGAUUUAUAUAAAUGAUUUGAAAUUAAGAAAAUCUCACAUAGUAUUGAUUAACUUUCGUUGCCCAUUAAUUUGAAUCACAUUUUAUCAAUAGUUAAAUUCAAUUUGAGGCAAAACAAACAAGGAUUGGAUAGACCAAAAGCAAUUUUAGCGUGUUCAAUCGCCUCAUGUCAUAUGUCGUACAAACUUCUCAGUGCAAAAGAACGUGAUAGGCACCACAUGAACCCCUCUUAAAACACAAUUGACCUCUUAUUCUUGUCGCUAGUAGCUAUGAUCUAAGCAUUUUCGUGUCAGGAAGAAAUGGAAACACACAUGAUUUCUAUUGGGUGAAGCUAUGUGGAAACAGAUCAUUGGAGUACAUAAUGUCAACUGACUCACUAAAUUUUUUUUUUUUCACAAAAAUUAUUCACAGAAGUGGCUUUCUAUAUUUUACAUUUUUAAAUAUUGAGUUUUUUAAAAUACAUUUUUGGCAUUAUUUUUCCCUUUAACCUUUACGUGUAAGCCAGUUUUCAGGAGAGGUACACCAGAUAAUUCAAUAUGGACAUUACAAUGUUGCAUUGUCGAUCUGUUUUUCUGUUGACAUUAAAAAUCUCAGAGAUGUGUUCAGGUACACACACAAAACACAACAGCACGCUAAAUUCGUUCUUCUUAUUGCAACAAACACCUAGUUGAUAGUUUAUUUUCAAUCAUUUUUCUUCUUGUAGCUAAAUAAUACGUAUACACCCUAACAAGAUUUGAAAUGCUAAUGAUCUUAACAUAUACUUUAAAACAAGUAUUAAUUUUUAGGCGGCUCAAACAAAAUACUUGAACACAAACUUUUUUAUAAGAACCACGCACUAGCUUGAACAAUUUUUUACGAUAAUUUCCCGUGAGCGACCGAUUUUAAAUGGAAAAAGAGAAUGCCCCAAGAAACAGAGAUAAUAUUCGUUUUUACGGUAAACAAAAAUGCUAAUAUUUCGUACACGCCAGGGCUUUUCAAUCACCCAUCGAAGAUAAAACUGAAGAGAAAUUUUAAAGAAAACAUUCGAGAAGGACAGCCUUAAAUUCGUGCGCCUUACUUUGCCAAAAUGGCGUCGACAGAUAUCAUGCCCGAAAAUUUUUCUUGCCCGGAACGAAUCUGUUUUGAACAAAACGUGGCCAUCAUUUACCAUUUGCCAUUCUCCAAGGGUCCUCCAGAUUUUCCGGAGAUAUUAAAUAUAAAUGGCGACUUAGUGUCGCCCCUGAGUUAAUAUUCACCGCUAACUCGAGUUUCUUCUCGUUUCUAAAAUUGCGAUGGUGUCUAUACAUAACAAAGUAUUUAGCAUUUCUUACAUUUCAUCAGCUGAGUUUUAGUUAAGCAAACUACCACUUGAUUCUUGAACAUGCCAGUGUCGUUUUUACCUUCUAAGGAGUGGACCUCGGUGAAAUAUUGACCACGAUACCAUUCCUCGCUUUAAGAAUCAGAUGAGAUUGGAGAUCUUCAUUUGACACAAUGUUCUGUGGGCCUACGCUUAAAUCAAACCUGUAAGAAGGCAACCAAGUUAUCACUUUGCAGCAAUUAGAGCCUUUUUGUAUUGGUCUACCCACCCCCACCACCCUCAGAAAGGCCUGCCUACUGGUGUAUCAAUACGGUGUUACAAUAAUCCUGUGCGAGUUCAACUCUUUUCUCGUGUAAACACUCUCUUCUCUUCCAAUGAAAUAGACCCCCUAGUCACGUGAGUGAAUGCCCUCUAACAGUAGGCCGCUUAAGUGUUUGGAGUCAACUAGAACUAGCCUGCAGCGGAGGCUAAUGUUAAAUUGUCCCCAGAGUCUUCUCGUUUACCAAAGACGAGCAUUUCCUGGGACGAGGUCAACGCUCAUGUUGAGGAACACAAAAACAAAUUAAAUCAAUGUAUGGAACAUUUAUAAUCAACUGGCUCAGCAAAAACAACGUUCAACGUGAGUUGCCUGCAAAAGAGGCUCUGCAUAUAUUAACUUGAGAUAGACUAACCCCGUAAAAAUGAGAUUUCAUUCGCCUCGUUAUCAUCAAACUACAGUUGUUUUAGUUUUUUCACUUACAUUCGAAGGAUCGUUGAUGUAGCCGUUUUGGUCUAAGCAAGAGCAAAACCUUGGCCGAUACAGUUUCUGAAAACAUAAAUGAUAGUACCGUGUUGAAUUACGAAGAGUGAUGUAAAAACCGAUCUCCUUUUCUCGCACGUCAUAAAAGCUGCUGAUAAUUGAAAUAAGAAAAUUUGAACAUGAUGUUGGAUAAUCUCGAACCCAGAUCUCACGGCUGCUUGACCACAGACUCCCCGGCUCCUCUUGAGCGAGGGAGAUCGGGGUUACAAUAUGAUGUUGCUUAUUUACUCAAAGUACGGGUGGGGAGUUUAUGAACAAGGGCAAGAGCAAUUAAAGAGGGUUAUGGAGAGUAGACUGGUGUCAGUGAGUGAUCGCCUGUCUAAGUGUCAGUUACCUUUUCAAUGUGCUCAUGGCAGGUGGGUGGGGCUUACAGAAAGGCUCUAAUCCCCAUGGGGGGUGGGGGAGGGGUAGCUCUGGUAUAAAAAUGACAAGGAUACUCGUUAGACAACUAGAAUUAAACCCCUAAAGGAGACCAGUGUAGGCGUGAACCACGCUUCGUUUCACCCAUAAACGAGAUCUCGCUCAAACACAGUAUGACGGCGUUUGUUAUUUUCAUUUAACAAUUUCUUUACGAAAAACCUAAAGUGAUAUCUUAUAGUGAUAUAUAUUAGCUUGGUGUGCUGAAAAUCGAAACUGAGACCAAAAUCCGCAAUUUCUACCUCUAAGCGGGACGACCGGCAUCCUUGUCAUUUUUAUGAGUGCCCAUCGCCGUCUCGCGCCCUUCAAUUCCCCCUUUUGGCUAGUUGAAGGUAGGCUUUCUCUCUGGAGGUAUAGAAUAGAGGUCAUUAUUUAAGCGCCUCGUAAUAGACAUCACCAAUUAGCACCACUCUGGCUUCCACCCAAAGACGCAAACAUGGAACUUUAUUAUCGUUUCUCUAGCAGAUAUAAGUGCUUCGUUACUUUUACGAAUGGUUGCAACAGGUUUAGCGUGAACUUUUAAUUCAAUAUUAUCAUACUUGUACUCACUAUCUGGCUUUGCAUUAAUUAGUUUGUUUUCCUGCUUAGGCCAUCUGUUAUUCCUUUGGCGGAUCACAGGUUCUUAGGGCAAAAAAUGACAUCUCAGGUGAGGAAGCGAUGGAGUUGCAUUUCUUUAAAACAUCAUCGGAUUUUUAACUUUAAGUUUUUGUCCACGUUUUGACUAACCGACAUACAGCCUGCCUUAACACUCCACUUGGCAUCCCCCGACCUCGUCCCCAGGGCUUUCAACCUAGUCCCCAGGGCUUUUCCCUUAAAAAAUGGGUGGGGCGGUGUCACAGCGUUUUGGGCAUCCCCGCGUUUUGGGCAUCCCCAUUCCCAAAUCCCUAGCGUUUUGGGCAUCCCCUUCUCAUAUUACUGCAGCGUUUUGGGCAUCACCCGGUACCCUCCCGGGAUGCCCAAAUCGCUAGUGUUUUGGUCAUCCCCUCCAAAAAAAUGUUGGAUUUCGCGGGAAAAUCGAAAACGUUUUAGAGAUGGUUUCCGCUAAAUAGAGAAAUCUUUUCCAGUAUCUUAAAAAGAAGGCUUAUCCGGAAGGCUUUACAAAGCAAAAAAACGACUCUGCGAAAUUUGCCAAAAAGUUCGAGUAUGACUCAAAAUUAGAGUCCUUGUUCUAGGUGGCCAAGGAGAAGGAUGGCACAGCGCUUCGACGAAUUGUUCACCGAGGAAGAGAAAGCGAGGGUCUUCGAAGAGUGCCACUCUGCUCCUUUUUCUGGACACGCCGGCCGCGAUAAUACUUUUGCACCCUGUGAAGGUUGUUUCCAAGGUGUGGUACUCGGUCGGAAUUGAUUUAAUAGAAGCCCCUACUACAUCUCAAAACGGCAACAGAUUUCUUCUGUCCCGUAGGUGCAAGAGGCCUCUGUAUAAAUUGUGUGACAUCCUUUUGUGUGUCAAGUAGCGCUGCGGGGUUAAGUUCAACAGGCCUCAAAUGUCAUGCAUACUAUGAAUUCAACACCAAACGCAGUUUUAUUCAUGUUUGUCUUUUGAUUGUUUUGUUUAGUAUUCUUGUUUUUGGCUGUUUGGAAUCAGACGAUCGCAGCUGCCGGCGAUUGCGGCAUUGCUCGCUUGUAAAAAGUUCUAUUAAAUAAAAUUGAAGCUCUGCAAAAAAUGAAGCGUUGUACAGCGAAGGGAUGUUUAUUUAAUAUGCGGUUGUAAAUUUCAGUUUCGUGCCGUUUUGAGCCAACGUUUACUGCCUAUGGGUUUUUUUUCUGCGCAAUAAACCCGGCGAAAAGUGUCAGACGAUAUAAUUCUAACAUGCAUCUACACUAUUCAGCCGUAAAUUCGUGAUUCAUUGACAAUCCCGACUUUUCCCCAGUCUGAAAUAAUUUAGGCAAAGUCGAAGCGAUCAGCGUUUUGGGCAUCCCCCACCGGGGAUGCCCAAAACGCUAGGGAUUUGGGAAUGGGGAUGCCCAAAACGCGGGGAUGCCCAAAACGCUGUGACAGCGGGAAAAGGCCCUGGCAUCGGCUGGUCACGUGCACAGCCUAAAUAUUCAUGAGAAGCUAAUUUAUAUGCAACCCGCUGGUUUUGCGCUAGUCUGCUACACAGCCGUUUUUAGUGUCGUCACGCAAUGCUCCUCCCCGCAAAGGUGGCGCGAACACUUUCCAGAAAAUGGGAGCAGAAUUAUAAGUGGCUAAUCACGGGAAAGGAAUGUAGUUCGGUUUUCAGCAGCCGUUAGUGGGGAGGAGCGUUGCGUGAUGACACUAAAAACGGCUGUGUAGCAGACUACUUUUGCGCUGACAGAGGUCGAACGGAGCAACAAUGGAAAAUACUAACAUCGCGAACUAUGUCAAUAUUUUCGCGUGUGUGCGAUGCAAAAGCUAAAGAUCCAUUUAAUUGCGUAUUAUUCAAAUGCUGCAAGUUUAUGAAAGGGCGUACCGACUCUGCUUUGUCACAUACAAAAUAUGUCAAAUGCUUCAGAGUUGAGACAAGCUGUUAUUGAGUAUACUUCGACUGAAAUUCAUCGUGACUGUGGAAUUACUGUACGAUCAAGGGGAAAGUGAUUUUGUCCAAUGUCAAACAAAAAUUUAAUUGAAAUAGAAUUGUUCAUCCAAAUGCUUUACAGUGGCUUUAUGGAGUCUGGUCUUCUCUACAACCCGACCAUGAAACAAACAAACCAUUGCGCCGGAUGCAAGUCAGCCCUCCAGCCAGGAACGAUGACAGGUCGCCGAUCUGAAACAUUUGAAGACCUCUUAUAUCUUUUCUCUUCCGAGGAUAAGUACAAAGGAUUUUCCUUAUAUUAAAGGGAAGAUUGACCGAUCGAUUCGAAUCAACUACAGCUCUGUCAAUUUUAAAUGGACCCAAGUAUUUCUUUCUUACCAGUCGUUUAAUCGCAGAGGUCAAUUAAUUUUUUUCAAAAUACAGGUCAUACAAGAUAAGUCUAAACCAACGCGUGUCGUUAUGAUAUGGCUGAGAGUUAAGGAGAAUAGAACUAGGCUGGGUCCACUUCGCGAGAAAUGAAAUAAAAUCUCAGAAGAGUCGCGAGAACGGACUUUUUCAGAGCAAACUUUAUGCGUAUACGACAGUUUGUUUGUCAUUUAUAUCGCUCUAUAAACAGAAGUUUUACAAAUGUUACCGCUCGCUGUCCCCUUCAUAGAAAUCAGAGGAAAGCAAAAAAUUACCAUAGCCAGUAUCUGUGACUAAAAGGAAAUCGUGUAAAACUUUUCGUUAAACGUCAAGAGAUAUAAAAGGCCGCCGAAGAUCGCGCGCUGUGAGGUUACGCAUAAUUUUAGCUUUUCAUAGAGCGCUAAUUUAUUACACCCAGGAUUUUAGCGUGUACGAGGGGACACGUGACCAGCCGAUUCCAGGGCCUUUUCCCGCCCAACCCAUUUUUUAAGGGAAAAGCCCUGGGGACGAGGUUGGACAUCCCCAUCAUUCGCCACUUUAGAAAACAGAGGGAAACUGGGCCGAGUUAACUUUCGCAAAGAGUUCUGGGACUAUUUCUAGAACUGGCCAAUAGCUGACCGGCGCGUCCCCAGUAACGCUGCCAGAAACAAUUGUGGGACGCAUCUAGGCUCCAGUUCCCUUCUCGUUUCUAAAGUGGGCAAUUGCCUUUUUCAAAGGGAUAUUUGGCCAAAUUUUUCUUUUCAUCUUAGUGAUAUUUUUCUCUUAUUAAUUGACUUACAGCAGGAGGCAUCUCGACCAAAGAUAGCGAGACUGCGUUCCAAAGUUGCCCAAGGACACUGAAGAUUUUCCACAACAAGACAUCAGGUCUUUAUCUUGUCACUUUUGGUACAAGUUUGCAAUAGCAUGUCAAGUGAAUGAACUAAUAAGAUGCUCAUUCUCAUAGAGACUCUUGAGCCGUUUAUGGUUUUGUUUUAAUGUCAAAAGCUUAUUUUCAUUUGAAACAGUACCUGCUGGAACGGUGUAUUUUAAUGGGUUGGAAGAUUAUUAAAAAUGUCUUUUGUAUAAUCUAUUUUUGCGUUCCAGCUUUUGCAAAUCCAACACGACAGGAGUUGGUCUAGCAACUUAGCCUAACUUAGGAUUUGUUGACACAAAACUGGAAAACUCUUACGCCGGCACGAAAACAUUACCGCUUAGGGCUUUCGUUCACACGUAAGAACGGUGAUUUCGGCCCGAUUUCUGAAACGGAGUGAAGCUUCGCCGACCCGAUCUCGAAAGUGGAGUAUUUCAUAUCGGGAAGGUUCUGUGCCACACUUCGUGAUACGUAGGAGCAGGGACUGGAAUCUACCGAGACGGAAGUGAAUAUUCAGGAGUGUGGACCGGGAUUUAGUUUACCAAACCCUCUCGGCCAACCGUUCCGGCUCUGCCUGUUCGAUGGGUGUGAACAAAUUGUUCCAUUUCUGUGUUGUUGCUGUUCAUACUAUACUUGUCUGAGCAUAAGUUUACUUAGUCCAAAAAUUUGUCUUUCUAUUGCUCAAUUCAGUUCUAUUUUUGUCAGCCAAAGAUCAGCUCAUUCUUAAAGCCAGUGAGACGGGUUUACAAAAACCUAUUCAUCAGUUACUGAGUUGGUUAGAACGCCAUUCGUAUUUGUCGAUCACUCCUUAGCUAUCAUCGGUAAGUAAGUCACUUCCUCAGGGGAAAGCACCUCUCAGAUUUCAAUAGCAGGGCACAAAUGGUUAAGAAUCCUUUUAUUGCGUCAUUUGUUUUUUCGUGUACAGUAAGGUAUUAGAAAAUUGAGCUCAGCCUACUGCACCAAGAUAUAUCCCAUGGCUUUGAUGCUUCUCCCUCCAUUGUCCGAUGUAUAUCCUUUGAUAGCGUUGUUUCCACAUGUGUUGGAAUCGUCAGUUUGCCCUCCAUUUCCAAACCCAAUUUUGGAAUCACAGGUGUGGCAAUCUCGUUGGUCAUUUCCAAGGAUGCCGAUUCUUGUCUUAGCAUAGGCGCGGGAACUGGCCGCAUUGAACCCCUCCUUGUUGCACCCAGUCUGCAGGGAAGCCUGAGAACCAAUCAGCUUCUUCCACGUGUUACGACCCAGUGACGUGGCGCGAUACUUCCGUCUGCGAUCAAGGAAUGCAGAGAGGCUGCCUUUUUGUUGAUAACAAUGAACUUGAUCUGCUGGCCGAUCUUCAUACCCAGGCAGAUCUUGGCGAAUGGUGUGCUCCAGUAGGUUGGGAGUUUAGUCUCUUGACCGUCAAACCCGGUCUUCCCUCCUGGAAGGUUAUAGGAAUUCUUGUUACUCCAAAACCCAGAGCUGUAAUGGAAGGUUUUCUGAAAUACAAACAAGAGCAUGUUAGCUUUACACUGUAUACGUAACUUUCGUGUGCGAGAGCAUCGUUUUACCUUUGCGCCAUUAAUCUUCAUGGCCAGCGUCCAUCCUCCAUCUCCGCAUCCAAAGUUGCCCAUGUGACAGUAAACAGGAAUCUUUUGCGAACCAAACUUCAGCGUGUACACGUGGCUUUUUGUGGAACUAUGAAAUUGAAGAUAAUGAACGUCAGAUUUACUUCAUCUAGGAUUUUGUUAUUCUCGCCACUCUUGUUCUUUAUUGUCUGUGUCAAACUUUUGAAGAAAAACAUUAAAAGUCUGGUUUUGAAAUAGGAAAGGACAGUGACUCUUGGCGAUGAUUGGUUUCUGUCAGCACUUAUUUGAACCUAGUUUAGUAGCCUUAAUAGCUUCCACGAGUCCCCUGUAGCUCCGUGGUAGAGCAUCUGGACUAGUAACCUGAUGGUCAUAGGUUCGACUUCUGUUGGAAGUAUUCGGAUAUUUUCUUCCGAGCCGCCAGUGUCUUCGACUAGAAAAACAUCGUUCUCUUGACAGUACUUGUAUCUAAGAACUCACCUGUGUUUCUCAUAAUGUUCUUUGCACGAGGAAGCGGAAACAGCUGUAAGAAAGACAGAAAUUCUGCUGUUAAUUAAUAACUACUUCAUACGGACUUUCUGACGAAGUAAAAUAGAAAACGUCCGAACGGAAGACAGCUUUGGGGAAAAGCGAAGUUUAUUACAAUUCAUCCGCGCGUGAAGUUUUCGUCUGGUUAGGAGCACUGCACGGGGCUUUUUAAUUACAAACCUCACUGAGCUAAAAAGUUGUUCACAACUUCAACAAUUUACCUGGUUUUUGUGCUAUCCCUGGUUUGUUCAAUCCAGCAAUGAGACUUUCUAGUUUCGUUUGCAACAUUUUAAUGGCGUCGUUCGCGCUCGAAUCCUGUAGAAUGUUACACAUCAGGUUGCAUAACAUCAUCUUGUCGUACGGCUUGGGGCAAGAUGAAGAAGAUCCAUCGCUUUUGACGAACAUUACGAAAAAGAUCGCGAGAAAGUAGGCUUGAAAAAGCAGACGCAUUUUGAGAACUUGAGUUAAACGUAACCUUUUCAACAAGCAAAGGAAGGUUCGGGAAAUGACCAACUAUUGUGACUAGUCCAGAGUUUUACAUCUGUUUCCAGCGAAGUAAAAAGGAUGUGUUUAAAAUUCGGGAAUAUUUUCUUGCUUGCAUUUGUCCAAUCAUCUUACUCCAGGUCUGUUUUUGACUUUACUCGCCCCAGUACCUCCCUGUCUCACAAGCGACUUGUUCACUCAAAUUUUACUUGUUGUAACUUUUUAUCGUUUGAAGAGAUCGUGGUUAAAAAGAACGAUAUUCAGGAAAAGCUAGGAAGGAAAAGACAAGGUCGGUCUCUUUCGACCCAAAUGAAGUCAGCAAGUGCCAGAAUGAAAACGAAACUGAUAUCUGUGACUUGGAUGAGAUACGUCACUUGAGUUCAGCUUCCGAAGUGAUUAUUAUAAUCUCCUCAUCCAGCCUCUGUUUUUGGCGACUCGCGUUUUCCAUCAAAUCGUGGGUUUUAGGGUUAGGGUUAGCUCGAACAACCACGACCACGACGAAGCAAACGAGAAAAUAAAAAGGAAAUAGCUUUAAAAAGCAAACCAAACAAAAAUUCUGAACGUUUCACACUUUGUGGCAGAUUCCUUUGUCAUCAUCGCAUCACUCACGGUUGCCAAACUUGAUCGGAAUGGCAAUGCGAUAGUUGCUAUAAUUUCUAAGAUUUUCGUUUCAUCUCUGAUUAACGUUCCUCGCGACUUCUAUUUCGUCGGAAAUAAUCAUAGAGGCUCACCAUCGUAUGGCCGUGUGGCGAGAUACGCUCAAGAACAAACUUAGGUAAAAGAAAAAAAUACAACGACCGAAUUAAACAUUGCGUGAAUGGCUCUAAUGGAUUCUCCGGCAGACGAUUUACAAUAAUCGGUCAACUUAAAAACAUAUAAGCCAGAAAAGACAAAUAAUGAUAAUUUUUAGAUCACUAUCGACUCAAUCCGUCAUUUUACUUUAGCCUGUUAACAUAUACCUUCUUGUAAAACUUUGUAGUAGUUAUCUUCGCUGCGCUAGAUCGAAUCAUUCCGAUAUUGGGCAUUCUGAUUUUACUUGAAAACCUGAAAAACUGAUCCUGGCUAGAAAGGUGAAAUUCAAAAACAAAUCGAUAUUUAGGCAAUUUUCAUCACGAUUUAUAUAAAUGAUUUGAAAUUAAGAAAAUCUCACAUAGUAUUGAUUAACUUUCGUUGCCCAUUAAUUUGAAUCACAUUUUAUCAAUAGUUAAAUUCAAUUUGAGGCAAAACAAACAAGGAUUGGAUAGACCAAAAGCAAUUUUAGCGUGUUCAAUCGCCUCAUGUCAUAUGUCGUACAAACUUCUCAGUGCAAAAGAACGUGAUAGGCACCACAUGACCCCCUCUUAAAACACAAUUGACCUCUUAUUCUUGUCGCUAGUAGCUAUGAUCUAAGCAUUUUCGUGUCAGGAAGAAAUGGAAACACACAUGAUUUCUAUUGGGUGAAGCUAUGUGGAAACAGAUCAUUGGAGUACAUAAUGUCAACUGACUCACUAAAGUUUUUUUUUCACAAAAAUUAUUCACAGAAGUGGCUUUCUAUAUUUUACAUUUUUAACUAUUGAGUUUUUUAAAAUACAUUUUUGGCAUUAUUUUUCCCUUUAACCUUUACGUGUAAGCCAGUUUUCAGGAGAGGUACACCAGAUAAUUCAAUAUGGACAUUACAAUGUUGCAUUGUCGAUCUGUUUUUCUGUUGACAUUAAAAAUCUCAGAGAUGUGUUCAGGUACACACACAAAACACAACAGCACGCUAAAUUCGUUCUUCUUAUUGCAAUAAACACGUAGUUGAUAGUUUAUUUUAAAUCAUUUUUCUUCUUGUAGCUAAAUAAUACGUAUACACCCUAACAAGAUUUGAAAUGCUAAUGAUCUUAACAUAUACUUUAAAACAAGUAUUAAUUUUUAGGCGGCUCAAACAAAAUACUUGAACACAAACUUUUUUAUAAGAACCACGCACUAGCUUGAACACUUUUUUACGGUAAUUUCCCGCGAGCGACCGAUUUUAAAUGGAAAAAGAGAAUGCCCCAAGAAACAGAGAUAAUAUUCGUUUUUACGGUAAACAAAAAUGCUAAUAUUUCGUACACGCCAGGGCUUUUCAAUCACCCAUCAAAGAUAAAACUGAAGAGAAAUUUUAAAGAAAACAUUCGAGAAGGACAGCCUUAAAUUCGUGCGCCUUACUUUGCCAAAAUGGCGUCGACAGAUAUCAUGCCCGAAAAUUUUUCUUGCCCGGAACGAAUCUGUUUGAACAAAACGUGGCCAUCAUUUUCCAUUUGCCAUUCUCCAAGGGUCCUUCAGAUUUUCAGGAGGUAUUAAAUAUAAAUGGCGACUUAGUGUCGCCCCUGAGUUAAUAUUCACCGCUAACUCGAGUUUCUUCUCGUUUCUAAAAUUGCGAUGGUGUCUAUACAUAACAAAGUAUGUAGCAUUUCUUACAUUUCAUCAGCUGAGUUUUAGUUAAGCAAACUACCACUUGAUUCUUGAACAUGCCAGUGUCGUUUUUACCUUCUAAAGAGUGGACCUCGGUGAAAUAUUGACCACGAUACCAUUCCUCGCUUUAAGAAUCAGAUGAGAUUGGAGAUCUUCAUUUGACACAAUGUUCUGUGGGGCUACGCUUAAAUCAAACCUGUAAGAAGGCAACCAAGUUAUCACUUUGCAGCAAUUAGAGCCUUUUUGUAUUGGUCUACCCACCCCCCACCACCCUCAGAAAGGCCUGCCUACUGGUGUAUCAAUACGGUGUUACAAUAAUCCUGUGCGAGUUCAACUCUUUUCUCGCGUAAACACUCUCUUCUCUUCCAAUGAAAUAGACCCCCUAGUCAUGUGAGUGAAUGCCCUCUAACAGUAGGCCGCUUAAGUGUUUGGAGUGAACUAAAACUAGCCUGCAUCCGAGGCUGUAACAUUGUUCCCAGAGUCUUCUCGUUCUCCAAAGACGAGCAUUCCCGGGGACGAGGUCAGCGCUCAUGUUGAGGAACACUAAAACAAAUUGAAUCAAUGUAUGGAAGACUUAUAAUCAAGUGGCUCAGCGAAAAAAACAUUUAACGUGAGUUGCCUGCCAAAGAGGCUCUGCAUAUAUUAACUUGAGAUAGAGACUAACCCGGUAAAAAUGAGACUUCAUUCGUCUCGUUAUCAUCAAACUACAGUUGUUUUAGUUUUUCCACUUACAUUCGAAGGAUCAUUGCAAUAGCCGUUUUGAUCUCAGCAAGAGCAAAAGCUUGGCCGAUACAGUUUCUGAAAACAUAAAUGAUAGUAACGUGUUGAAUUACGAAGAGUGAUGUAAAAACCGAUCUCCUUUUCUCGCAAGUCAUAAAAGCUGCUGAUAAUUGAAAUAAGAAAAUUUGAACAUGAUGUUGGAUAAUCUCGAACCCAGAUCUCACGGCUGCUUGACCACAGACUCCCCGGCUCCUCUUGAGCGAGGGAGAUCGGGGUUACAAUAUGAUGUUGCUUAUUUACUCAAAGUACGGGUGGGGAGUUUAUGAACAAGGGCAAGAGCAAUUAAAGAGGGUUAUGGAGAGUAGACUGGUGUCAGUGAGUGAUCGCCUGUCUAAGUGUCAGUUACCUUUUCAAUGUGCUCAUGGCAGGUGGGUGGGGCGUACAGAAAGGCUCUAAUCGCCAUGGGGGGUGGGGGAGGGGUAGCUCUGGUGUAAAAAUGACAAGGAUACUCGUUAGACAACUAGAAUUAAACCGGUAAAGGAGACCAGUGUAGGCGUGAACCACGCUUCGUUUCACCCAUAAACGAGAUCUCGCUCAAACACAGUAUGACGGCGUUUGUUAUUUUCAUUUAACAAUUUCUUUACGAAAAACCUAAAGUGAUAUCUUAUAGUGAUAUAUAUUGGCUUUGUGUGCUGAAAAUCGAAACUGAGACCAAAAUCCGCAAUUUCUACCUCUAAGCGAGACGACCGGCAUCCUUGUCAUUUUUAUUAGUGCCCAUCGCCGUCUCGCGCGCCUCAAUUCCCUCUUUUGGCUGGUUGAAGGUAGGCUUUCUCUCCGGAGGUAUAGAAUAGAGGUCAUUAUUUAAUCGCCUCGUAAUAGACAUCACCAAUUAGCACCACUUUGGCUUCCACCCAAAGACGCAAACAUGAAACAUUAUUAUCAUUUCUCUAGCAGGUAUAAGACCCUCGUUACAAAGGCUUGCAAUGGGUUUAGCAUGAACUUUUAAUUCAAUAUUAUCAUACUUGUACUCACUAUCUGGCUUUGCAUUAAUUAGUUUGUUUUCCUGCUUAGGCCAUCCGUUAUUCCUUUGGCGGAUCACAGGUUCUUAGGGCAAAAAAUGACAUCUCAGGUGAGGAAGCAAUGGAGUUGCAUUUCUUUAAAACAUCAUCGGGUUUUUAUUUAUUUUUUUUUUCACUUUAAGUUUUUGUCCACGUUUUCACUAACCGACAUACAGCUUGCCUUAACACUCCACUUGGCAUCCCCCGACCUCGUCCCCAGGGCUUUUCCCUUAAAAAAAAAUUGGAGGAGCUAUUUUUGUAGGAAAAGCCCUGGAGACGAGGUUGGACAUCCCCAUCAUUCGCCAUUUUAGAAAAGAGAGGGAAACUGGGCCGAGUUAACUUUCGCAAAGAGUUCUGGGACUAUUUCUAGAACUGGCCAAUAGCUGACCGGCGCGUCCCCAGUAACGCUGCCAGAAACAAUUGCGGGACGCAUCUAGGCUCCAGUUCCCUUCUCGUUUCUAAAGUGGGCAAUUGCCUGUUUCAAAGGGAUAUUUGGCCAAAUUUUUCUUGUCAUCUUAAAGACAUAUUUCUCUUAUUAAUUGACUUACAGCGGGAGGCUUCUGGACCAAAGAUAGCAAGGCUGCGUUCCAAAGUUGCCCAAGGACACUGAAGAUUUUCCACAACAAGACAUCAGGUCUUUAUUUUCUCACUUUUGUGACAAGUUUGCAAUAGCAUGUCAAGUGAAUGAACUAAUAAGAUUCUCAUUCUCAUAGAGACUCUUGAGCCGUUUAUGGUUUUGUUUUAAUGUCAAAAGCUUAUUUUCAUUUGAAACAGUACCUGCUGGAACGGUGUAUUUUAAUGGGUUGGAAGAUUAUUAAAAAUGUCUUUUGUAUAAUCUAUUUUUGCGUGCCAGCUUUUGCAAAUCUAACACGACAGGAGUUGGUCUAGCAACUUAGCCUAACUUAGGAUUUGUUGACACAAAACUGGAAAACUCUUACGCCGGCACGAAAACAUUACCGCUUAGGGCUUUCGUUCACACGUAAGAACGGUGAUUUCGGCCCGAUUUCUGAAACGGAGUGAAGCUUCGCCGACCCGAUCUCGAAAGUGGAGUAUUUCAUAUCGGGAAGGUUCUGUGCCACACUUCGUGAUACGUAGGAGCAGGGACUGGAAUCUACCGAGACGGAAGUGAAUAUUCAGGAGUGUGGACCGGGAUUUAGUUUACCAAACCCUCUCGGCCAACCGUUCCGGCUCUGCCUGUUCGAUGGGUGUGAACAAAUUGUUCCAUUUCUGUGUUGUUGCUGUUCAUACUAUACUUGUCUGAGCAUAAGUUUACUUAGUCCAAAAAUUUGUCUUUCUAUUGCUCAAUUCAGUUCUAUUUUUGUCAGCCAAAGAUCAGCUCAUUCUUAAAGCCAGUGAGACGGGUUUACAAAAACCUAUUCAUCAGUUACUGAGUUGGUUAGAACGCCAUUCGUAUUUGUCGAUCACUCCUUAGCUAUCAUCGGUAAGUAAGUCACUUCCUCAGGGGAAAGCACCUCUCAGAUUUCAAUAGCAGGGCACAAAUGGUUAAGAAUCCUUUUAUUGCGUCAUUUGUUUUUUCGUGUACAGUAAGGUAUUAGAAAAUUGAGCUCAGCCUACUGCACCAAGAUAUAUCCCAUGGCUUUGAUGCUUCUCCCUCCAUUGUCCGAUGUAUAUCCUUUGAUAGCGUUGUUUCCACAUGUGUUGGAAUCGUCAGUUUGCCCUCCAUUUCCAAACCCAAUUUUGGAAUCACAGGUGUGGCAAUCUCGUUGGUCAUUUCCAAGGAUGCCGAUUCUUGUCUUAGCAUAGGCGCGGGAACUGGCCGCAUUGAACCCCUCCUUGUUGCACCCAGUCUGCAGGGAAGCCUGAGAACCAAUCAGCUUCUUCCACGUGUUACGACCCAGUGACGUGGCGCGAUACUUCCCGUCUGCGAUCAAGGAAUGCAGAGAGGCUGCCUUUUUGUUGAUAACAAUGAACUUGAUCUGCUGGCCGAUCUUCAUACCCAGGCAGAUCUUGGCGAAUGGUGUGCUCCAGUAGGUUGGGAGUUUAGUCUCUUGACCGUCAAACCCGGUCUUCCCUCCUGGAAGGUUAUAGGAAUUCUUGUGACUCCAAAACCCAGAGCUGUAAUGGAAGGUUUUCUGAAAUACAAACAAGAGCAUGUUAGCUUUACACUGUAUACGUAACUUUCGUGUGCGAGAGCAUCGUUUUACCUUUGCGCCAUUAAUCUUCAUGGCCAGCGUCCAUCCUCCAUCUCCGCAUCCAAAGUUGCCCAUGUGACAGUAAACAGGAAUCUUUUGCGAACCAAACUUCAGCGUGUACACGUGGCUUUUUGUGGAACUAUGAAAUUGAAGAUAAUGAACGUCAGAUUUACUUCAUCUAGGAUUUUGUUAUUCUCGCCACUCUUGUUCUUUAUUGUCUGUGUCAAACUUUUGAAGAAAAACAUUAAAAGUCUGGUUUUGAAAUAGGAAAGGACAGUGACUCUUGGCGAUGAUUGGUUUCUGUCAGCACUUAUUUGAACCUAGUUUAGUAGCCUUAAUAGCUUCCACGAGUCCCCUGUAGCUCCGUGGUAGAGCAUCUGGACUAGUAACCUGAUGGUCAUAGGUUCGACUUCUGUUGGAAGUAUUCGGAUAUUUUCUUCCGAGCCGCCAGUGUCUUCGACUAGAAAAACAUCGUUCUCUUGACAGUACUUGUAUCUAAGAACUCACCUGUGUUUCUCAUAAUGUUCUUUGCACGAGGAAGCGGAAACAGCUGUAAGAAAGACAAAAAUUCUGCUGUUAAUUAAUAACUACUUCAUACGGACUUUCUGGCGAAGUAAAAUAGAAAACGUCCGAACGGAAGACAGCUUUGGGGAAAAGCGAAGUUUAUUACAAUUCAUCCUCGGGUGAAGUUUUCGUCUGGUUAGGAGCACUGCACGGGGCUUUUUAAUUACAAACCUCACUGAGCUAAAAAGUUGUUCACAACUUCAACAAUUUACCUGGUUUUUGUGCUAUCCCUGGUUUGUUCAAUCCAGCAAUGAGACUUUCUAGUUUCGUUUGCAACAUUUUAAUGGCGUCGUUCGCGCUCGAAUCCUGUAGAAUGUUACACAUCAGGUUGCAUAACAUCAUCUUGUCGUACGGCUUGGGGCAAGAUGAAGAAGAUCCAUCGCUUUUGACGAACAUUACGAAAAAGAUCGCGAGAAAGUAGGCUUGAAAAAGCAGACGCAUUUUGAGAACUUGAGCUAAACGUAACCUUUUCAACAAGCAAAUGAAGGUUCGGGAAAUGACCAACUAUUGUGACUAGUCCAGAGUUUUACAUCUGUUUCCAGCGAAGUAAAAAGGAUGUGUUUAAAAUUCGGGAAUAUUUUCUUGCUUGCAUUUGUCCAAUCAUCUUACUCCAAGUCUGUUUUUGACUUUACUCGCCCCAGUACCUCCCUCUCUCACAAGCGACUUGUUCACUCAAAUUUUACUUGUUGUAACUUUUCAUCGUUUGAAGAGAUCGUGGUUAAAAAGAACGAUAUUCAGGAAAACCUAGGAAGGAAAAGACAAGGUCGGUCUCUUUCGACCCAAAUGAAGUCAGCAAGUGCCAGAAUGAAAACGAAACUGAUAUCUGUGACUUGGAUGAGAUACGUCACUUGAGUUCAGCUUCCGAAGUGAUUAUUAUAAUCUUCUCAUCCAGCCUCUGUUUUUGGCGUCUCGCGUUUUCCAUCAAAUGGUGGGUUUUAGGGUUAGGGUUAGCUCGAACAGCUACGACCACGACGAACGAAACGAGAAAAUAAAAAGGAAAUAGCUUUAAAAAGCAAACCCAACGAAAAUUCUGAACGUUUCACACUUUGUGGCAGAUUCCUUUGUCAUCAUCGCAUCACUCACGGUUGCCAAACUUGAUCGGAAUGGCAAUGCGAUAGUUGCUAUAAUUUCUAAGAUUUUCGUUUCAUCUCUGAUUAACGUUCGUCGCGACUUCUAUUUCGUCGGAAAUAAUCAUAGAGGCUCACCAUCGUAUGGCCGUGUGGCGAGAUACGCUCAAGAACAACCUUAGGUAAAAGAAAAAAAAAAUACAACGACCGAAUUAAACAUUGCGUGAAUGGCUCUAAUCGAUUGUCCGGCAGACGAUUUACAAUAUAAUCGAUCAACUUAAAAACAUAUAGGGCAGAAUAGACAAAUGAUGAUAAUUUUUAGAUCACUAGCGACUCAAUCCGUCGUUUUACCUUAGCUUGUAAACAUAUACCUUCUUGUAGAACUUUGUAAUAGUUAUCUUCCCUGCGCUAAAUCGAAUCAUUCCGAUAUUUGGCAUUCUGAGUUUACUUAAAAACCUGAAAAACUGAUCCUGGCUAGAAAGGUGAAAUUGAAAAACAAAUCGAUAUUUAGGCGAUUUUCAUCACGAUUUAUAUAAAUGAUUUGAAAUUAAGAAAAUCUCACAUAGUAUUGUUUAAAUUUCAUUGCCCAUUAAUUUGAAUCACAUUUUAUCAGUAGUUAAAUUCAAUUUGAGGCAAAACAAACAACAGGGGCACCCAACGGCAAUUUUCGGGAAAAUAUCUGUUCGGAAGACGAUUUGAGAUCUAGAAUUUUCGGAAAAUUUGUUGUAAAAUUCCUUGCUUGCCUGCCUCUCCUAGGAGUUUCGAACAUCUACAAAAUGGCAUAAUUACCCAUUUUUAACGGAUUUUGACCCUAAAAAAGGCCACCUAGAAUUUUCGGGAGCCUUUUCCUGGCUGAAAUUUUCGAGAAGGUAAGUUUUUAUCCCUAUAAUUUUCGGAUCACUAGACUUUCAGCUAGGAAAUCCGAACAGAUGAAAAGUUUUUAGGGGAUAAAAAUAUGCCUAUAUCUACCGUUUGAAUACUAAAAUACGUUCAACAAUGCUAUGUUAAGUGGUUUUGAGCUAUAUCCUCGUUGGGUGCCCCUGAAACAAGGAUUGGAUAGAUCAAAAGCAAUUUUUGCGUGUUUAAUCGCCUCAUGUCAUAUGUCGCACAAACUUCUCAGUGCAGUAGAACAUGACGGGCACUACAUGACCCCCUCUUAAAACACAAUUGACCUCCUAUUCUUGUCGCUAGUAGCUAUGAUCUAAGUAUUUUCGUGUCAGGCAGAAAUGGAAACACACAUGAUUUCUAUUGGUUGAAGCUAUGUGGAAACAGAUCAUUGGACUACAUAAUGUCAACUGACUGACUAAAUAGUUUUUUUUUCCAAAAAAUUAUUCACGGAAGUAGCUUUCUAUAUUUUUCAAUAUUGCUUUUUUAUAAUAUAUUUUUUGGCAUUAUUUUUCCCUUUAACCCUUACGUGUAAGCCAGUUUUCAGGAGAGGUACACCAGAAAAUUCAAUAUCGAUAUUACAAUGUUGCAUUGUCGAUCCGUUGUUCUGUUGACAUUAAAAAUCUCAGAGAUGUGUUCAGGUACACACAUAAACCACAACCGCACGCUAAAAUUCGUUCUCCUUAUUGCGACAAACACCUAGUUGAUAGUUUAUUUAAAAUCAUUUUUGGCCUUUUAGCUAAAUAAUACGUAUGAACCGUAACAAGAUUUGAAAUGCUAAUGUUCUUAACAUAUAAUACUUGAACACAAAAUUUUUUAUAAGAACUACGCACUAGCUUGAACAAUUUUUACGAUAAUUUCCAGCGAGCGACCGAUUUUAAAUGGAAAAAGAGAAUGCCGCAAGAAACAGAGAUAAUAUUGGUUUUUACGGUAAAAAAUGCCAAUAUUUCGUACAUGCCAGGUCUUUUAAAUCACCCAUCAAAGAUAAAAUUGAAGCGAAAGUUUAAAGAAAACAAUCGAGAAGUACAGUCUUGAAAACGUGCGCCCUACUUUGCCAAAAUGGCAGCGACAGAUAUCAUGCCCGAAAAUUUUUCCUGCCCUGAACGAAGCUGUUUGAAUAAAAUGUGGCCAUCAUUUUCCAUUUACCAUUCUCCAAGGGCCCUUCAGAUUUUCCAGAGAUAUUAAUUAUAACAAGCGACUUAGUGUCGCUCCUAAGUUAAUAUUCACUGCUAACUCGAGGUUCUUCUCGUUUCUAAAAUUGUGAUGGCGCCUAUACAUAACAAAGUAUUUAGCACUUCUUACAUUACAUCAGCUGAGUUUUAGUUAAGCAAACUACCACUUGAUUCUUGAACAUUCUUGUGCGGAUUUUACCUUCCAAAGAGUGGACCUCGGUGAAUUAUUGACCACGAUGCCAUUCCUCGCUGUAAGAAUCAGAUGAGAUGGAGAUCUUCAUUUGAUACAAUAUUCUGUGGGGCUACGCUUAAAUCAAACCUGUAAGAAGGCAACCAAGCUAUCACUUUGCAGCAAUUAUAAAGCCUUUUUAUAUUGGUCUACCCACCCCCACCACCCUCAGAAAGGCCUGCCUACUGGUGUAUCAAUACCGUGUUACAAUAAUCCUGUGCGAGUUUAACUCUUUUGUCGGGUAAACACUCUCUUCUCUUCCAAUGAAUAGACCCCCUAGUCACGUGAGUGAAUUCCCUCUAACUGUAGGCCGCUUAAGUAUUUGUAGUGAACUAGAACUAGCCUGCAUCCGAGGCUAAUGUAACAUUGUCUCCAGAGUCUUCUCGUUUUUCAAAGACGAGCAUUCCUUGGGACGAGGUCAACGCUCAUGUUGAGGAACACAAAAACAAAUUAAAUCAAUGUAUGGAACACUUAUAAUCAAGUGGCUCAGCAAAAAAAAAAAAACGUUCAACGUGAGUUUCCUGCGAAGGAGGCUCUGCAUAUAUUAACUUGAGAUAGAGACUAACCCCGUAAAAAUGAGACUUCAUUCGCCUCGUUAUCAUCAAACUACAGUUGUUUUAGUUUUUUCACUUACAUUCGAAGGAUCAUUGCAGUAGCCGUUUUGGUCUAAGCAAGAGCAAAACCUUGGCCGAUACAGUUUCUGAAAACAUAAAUGAUAGUAACGUGUUGAAUUACGAAGAGUGAUGUAAAAACCGAUCUCCUUUUCUCGCACGUCAUAAAAGCUGCUGAUAAUUGAAAUAAGAAAAUUUGAACAUGAUGUUGGAUAAUCUCGAACCCAGAUCUCACGGCUGCUUGACCACAGACUCCCCGGCUCCUCUUGAGCGAGGGAGAUCUGGGUUACAAUAUGAUGUUGCUUAUUUACUCAAAGUAUGAGUGGGGAGUUUAUGAACAAGGGCAAGAGCAAAUAAAGAGGGUUAUGGAGAGUAGACUGGUGUAAGUGAGUGAUCACCUGUCUAAGUGUCAGUUACCUUUUCAAUGUGGUCAUGGCAGGUGGGUGGGGCUUACAGAAAGGCUCCAAUCCCGAUAGGGGGGUGGGGGAGAUGUAGCUCUGGUAUAAAAAUGACAAGGAUACUCGUCAGACAACUAGAAUUACACCCCUAAAGGAGACCAGCGUGGGCGUGACCCACGCUUUGUUUCACCCAUAAAGGAGAUCUUACUCCAACACAGUAUGACGGCGUUUGUUAUUUUCCUUUAACAAUUCCUUUACGAAAAACCCAAAGUGAUAUCUCAUAGUGAUAUAUAUUGGCUUUCUGUCCUGAAAAUCGUAACUGAGACCAAGAUCCGCAAUUUCUACCUGUAAGGGAGACGACCGGUAUCCUUGUCAUUUUUAUUAGUGCCCAUCGCCGUCUCGCGCGCCUAAUUUCCCUCUUUUGGCCAAUUGAAGGUUGGCUCUCUCUCUGGAGGUAUAGAAUAGAGGUCAUUAUUUAAGCGCCUCGUAGUAGACAUCACCAAUUAGCACCACUUAGGCUUCCACCCAAAGAGGCAAACAUGAAACAUUAUUAUCAUUUCUCUAACAGGUAUAAGGCCCUCGUUGUUUUUAUGAAUGAUUGCAAUAGGUUAAGAGCGAACUUUAAAUUCAAUAUUAUCAUACUUGUACUCAAUAUCUGUCUUUUCAUUAACCAGUUUGUUUUCCUGCUUAGGCCAUCUGUUAUUCCUUUGGCGGAUCUCAGGUUCUUAGGGCAAAAAAUGACAUCUCAGGUGAGGAAGCGAUGGAGUUGCAUUUCUUUAAAACAUCAUCGGAUUUUUAUUUUUAUUUUUUCACUGUAAUUUUUUGCCUACGUUUUCAAUAACCGACAUACUGCCUGCCUUAACACUCCACCUGGCAUCCCCCGACCUUGUCCCCAGGGCUUUUCCCUAAAAAAAAAUGGGAGGAGCCAUUUUUUUAGGGAAAGCCCUGGGGACGAGGUUGGGCAUCUCCAUCAUUCGCCACUUUAGAAAAGAGAGGGAAACUGGGUCGAGUUUACUUUCGCAAAGAGUUCUGGGACUAUUUCUAGAACUGGCCAAUAGGUGAUCGGUGCGUCCCCAGUAACGCUCCCAGAAACAAUUGCGGGACGCAUUUCGGCUCCAGUCCCCUUCUCGUUUCUAAAGUGGCCAAUCACCUUUUUCAAAGGGAUAUUUGGCCAAAUUUUUCUUUUCAUCUUAGUGAUAUUUUUCUCUUAUUAAUUUAUUUACAGCAGGAGGCAUCUCGACCAAAGAUAGCAAGGCUGCGUUCCAAAGUUGCCCAAGGACACUGAAGAUUUUCCACAACAAGACAGCAGGUCUUUAUCUUGUCACUUUUGCUACAAGUUUGCGAUAGCAUGUCAAGUGAAUGAACUAAUAAGAUGCUCAUUCUCAUAGAGACUCUUGAGUCGUUUAUGAUUUGGUUUAAUGUCAAAAGCUUAUUUUCAUUUGAAACAGUACCUGCUGGAACG
Porites lobata is the source of this 53522-nucleotide messenger RNA. Lineage: Eukaryota; Metazoa; Cnidaria; Anthozoa; Scleractinia; Poritidae. The record is from the annotation of a GenBank genome assembly.